ACUCGUUUGAUCAUACGCCGGAAGUUUAGUUGACAUUUCUAAAGUGGUGGGACAGGUCGAAUAUGAAUUCAUUGGAAUUAAACCGUAAUGGAAUAGUGGAGUUACAUUAAAGAAACGGAAUAUCGUAAGCGCAGGCCAAAGGAGAUGGCUUAUCAGCCAAGAGAGAUGCAAUACCUGCCAAGAGAUGUGCAAUACUCUCAGCGAGAAUUGAGCUACCCUGCGAGGGAACCGGCUCUUCCAGUCCCGGAGCCAGGCUACCAGCAGCAACAGCCUCAACAUGCAUACCCGUCACCCAGUCUUUCACAACGGAGUCGCAGGAGCGAGCACUCACAGUCACAAAAAAGUAGGCACAGUCGAGCUUCCAUGCGCAGUUCGAAUGGGAUUCCAGAUAUGGAAACACGUAAUUUGGAAGCAUCACAUAUCAUUGACCAACUGAAGAAAGAGAUUGUGUUCCUAACAGGUGGGCGUGACAGACAAGGGGGACCACUCUUGAUAUUUCCCCCUCAUAGAGAUGAAUAUUUCUUGCCAAAUGACAUCACAGCAUGUUUGAAAUAUCUCUUUCAAAUACCAAGUGAGGAAUCAAGGAGGCGAGGGUUCACGGCUAUUAUAGACAGCAGAGAUGGUUCUUGGUCUAACUUGGUCACAGUUCUUGGCUGUCUUAAGCAAUCAUUAGGUGAUUACCUGAAACAAGUGCUUGUACUAAAGACUGACGGGAUGGGACCACGGCAGACCAGUAGCAGUAGUUUCCGUCGUGAUAAAGGUCAUAACAUAGAGCCACAAUUUAUCAACCUGAAUAGACUGUAUACAUAUGUAGAUCGCAAUCAACUUAUAGGAAGUAUGAGUGGCACUCUUAUGUAUCAUCAUUCAUACUGGCUACAAAAUAGACUGGACUUGGAAAAAUUUCUACGGGAAGCCAAAGCAGUAGCAUCUCAUUUAGACACUUCUGAAUCCGAGAUUGGUUUCCAGCAGCGUAACCAGGGACCAGACUCGCAAAUAAGUCCAAUAGAGGCUUUACAUCAACAUAGGUUCUUCCAAGAUUCCAUUCUGUCAGUGCCAAACCAGGCCCUUAGUCAAGGUCAGGAAUUGCUACAGAAGUUACAGCAAUACAGUGACGUAGCUAUGCGAGGGGAGGAGUCCGUAACAACCCUCGACAACCUCGAGGCCCAGAAACAGGUUAAACGUUUGAUUCAGUAUAUAGAGAGUCGAGUUGAGAAAAUUCGUGCAUACCUCGAGGACAGAGACAUGACUUUAAACGUAGAGGUUCAGAGGGAUUCAGUACAGCGAGAAAUAAGACAGGUUGUUGAUUGGAUAUUAGGACCAGGGGAGAAAUUACUGGCCUCCCAGUCUGAUAUAGGGGACUCGUACGAAACAGCAGAAGUUUUGAGAAAAAGACAUGAAGAAUUAGAAAUCAAAUGCACAGAUACAUACGGUCAUUAUGCAGAACUUCGCCAUCGUGCCGAGGAUUUGUUUGAUGCACGAGCCAAGUACACAGAUGACAUUCGUGCACAACGUGACUACAUGGACACAGUCUGUAGAAGCUUUGCAAGUAGAUUAGAAAGGCGGAGAACCCUUCUAAUAACGUCUGUCAGAUUCCAUAGGUUAACUGAAGAGUUUUCACGAAAACUGGAUGACCUGUUGGAGAUAUUGUAUAAUGACAAGGAAGCAGACACUGUUGAGGCAGCACAAGAAGCACUAGAACUGUUGAAGGAAAGAGUUGAUGCUAUAGAUUUAUCUGCCAGUCGAGCGAUGCAAGAUGGCCACAGUUUAUUGGAUGAAAUGUCUCGACCAAUCAAAAAUGCCUCUGGUAAGGAUAUAUCACCGGAUUACGCCGGUCAGAUCAAACAUGUGAAUCAGCGUUUAGAGGAGUUACAAGAGAGGAAGAUGAGAUGUGAUGACCUAGCCGAAGUUAGAAAACUUAAACUGCAGCAAAUAUUACAGCUACGCACUUGUGAAAAAGAUGCAGAACAGGCUAUCAGUUGGAUAGUGGAGUUAUGUGAUGUUAUGUUGAAGACACAAACACAUAUAGGUCAGUCGCCACAGGAAAUUGACAGCUUACAGGAGGAGCACCGCCAGGUGGAGACGACAGCAGGGGGAACCUAUGAGUACGGCAAGCAGUUGCUACAAGCUGCACUGGUGCUGCGCCGCUCGCUUCGUAUGGAGCUCGAACCCAAUACCAUUCUAGUGCAUCGGCUAGAGGAGGCAUGGAAACGGUUCUCAAUGGGUAACAAUGAACGCGCCAACCGCCUUAAUGUGGCAUCCAUGUUUUUAGCUCAGUCAGAUAAGCUUUUGGAAAGAGUAGAACAACUAAUGGUUGUUGUAGCGCAGACAUUAACGGGGGAUAUAUCUGUACGUGAUGCCUUGAUGCGGUUCGGCCCGGAGAAAGGUGAAGUUGAGAAGGAGGUUCAAGAUACAAGUAGAAUGGGGAGCGCUCUGUUGGAGCGACUUGCACUUCCGGUCAUUGUGAUUGACGGGUCAGGGGUAGAGCGCACUAUCUGGCCAGACAGUUUGGAGAAAAAGCUUAGUACUGAAGAUCAGAGUGCCUCCGAAUCUAUAAAUAGCCGGCUACGUAAAAUGGACCAUAAGAUGUCCGAAUUGAACAGGUUCUGGUCAGAGAUGGAGAAAACUGGUCAACCACCUUCUGUAACUCCCAAAAUAUCAAAGUCUGCAGCUAUACAGUCUAUUCCAUUAGACCAAGGUCAGAGGUCAGCAACCUUGCCAAGUAGGACUCAGUCGCAAAGAGGUCAGAAAUCUCAAACUCUUCCCAAAAGGUCAUCUCUAGGACAACCAGGUUAUGGAAGCAGUGCUAGUAAACAAGACAUUCCUAAGAGAAUAAGAAAGGGACCCAUUUCAAAACAUGAUAGUUUAAGACGUAGAACCGCAGAAAUGCAACAAAGUCAAGAUCAAAGGUCAAGACCAAGUGAUCAAGCUGAUUCAGGAUUGACCAAUGGCCAUUAUGUGGGUCAGGUACAAAAUAAACAGGAAAAUAUUCCCAGUUCUGAGUCACAGCCACAUGUUAGUCAGUCAUAUUACCCUAAAUCAGAAGACUUUUCACGACAUGUUCCACCAUCAAGUUAUUCGUAUAAACACACAAGUGAUCAGCCAAUGGAGGUUUACCGGGAACCGUCACCUCAACCGGAAAAUAGUUACGCGUACACAAUACCUUCAUCAGAGCAAUCUUACACACAGCCGGAGCAUGUAGGAUAUUACCAAGAACUGUCACAACCGGAGCCAAGUGUUCAAGCAAAUAUAGAAGAACAAAUUUUACCUGAUAUUAGUAGAUCUGUGCAUUCACAAUACAAACCAGAUUCUCAACCGGACUCUUUUCAAUCAGAAUCAUCAAGACAGUAUCAACCGAAAGAGUCAAAUUUAACAAAACCAUUGUCUGAACAUGAUAGGAAACAAAAUUCUAUGUCUUCUGAAUCAGACACAGAUAUGUCUAAACGUUCUGCGGCUUUCAUGAUUCCAGAUACUUUACCGAUAUCUAAAAGCCAACCGGAUAUAAAGAAACACGAUGUACCACCAAAAGUUGAUAUCAUGCCUAAAGUGCGAAUAUCGAGACGGGCGGACAGUCCUCCGAAAAGUUUCCAAGAAUUAUUAACAAAAUUUCAGACUGGUGAAACAGAAUCAAAACCUGUUGAAACUAAAGAAGAGGUUCAGAAAGAAAUAAGUCAAGCAUUAAAAUCCCGUGCCAAGUAUUUGGAUGAUGAGUUGAAAGUGUCGGACAAAGAACAAAAACCAAACCUUCAACGAGAAAUGGAAGAGUGUGGAGAAUGGAUUCGAGUGCGUGUACAUCAGAUGGAGCCAGACCUGAUGGAGGUCGGCUCUAAUCUAGAGGAAGCUCUCCAAUUACAGACUGAACAUGACCAAUUAUUGUCCAAACUACAAGCCAAAGAAGAAGAGAUUAAACAACUCCUGUCGCGAGCAGAUAGUUACGCCGCUGAGAACCGGUCUGAGGCCGUUGUAUACUCUGCGAUGUCGGACACUCUCGCUGAAGCGUGGAGGGAUCUCAACGACAAAUUGCAAUAUAGGAAACAACUACUAACUGAUAGCGUCACAUUCCAUCAGAAAGCCAGAACUUUCGAAUCGCAGAUGGAACAAGCCCAGAGUCGGUUUGCCAGCCUGCCAUUAGCUACUGAUGUGGACUCAGCACGCAGACAGUUACAUCAACAUCAAGAAAUCAAACAAGACAUACUCGAAGCAUCGAAAUCCACCCUUGAUUUAGGCCACGCCCUGCUUGAUCGAAUCAAGGAAAUGGGAAUGCAUGCAGACUUUACGAACAGACACGCUACAACAUCCGCGUGUUAUGGAAUUGAACAUCUACUUGAAAUGCUACAAGACAGACGACGUAGGCUUGAGGAUUUAUGGGAAGCCCGCAGAAUUCGCCUAGAACAGUCACUACAGUUAUUCCAACUGGACCAAGAAGUAAACAAGGUAUUAACCUGGUACAGGACUACAGGGCACGCGCAGCUCCAGAGAACAGACUUGGGAGACUCAUACCAGUCUGCUAAAGAAAUCCAAGCCGAACACCAAAGAUUUGAACAACAAGCAAGAGACAUCCAAGACACUGUGUUACGAUUGAUCCGUAAUGCUGACCAGCUCUUACGUAGAACAUCUAUUGAAGCCGAGGGCGUGCGACAGCGUUUACUGGAAAUUGACACAGAAAGUGAGAAAUUUAUGAUCAAACUAGACUCUCGCAGAAAGAACAUCACAAUGGCCGUGUCCUUCUUUGACCGGUCAGAAACGGCUCUAACGAAGUUAAGCGAGAUUGAAGUCCAACUUAACAGCACGGACUUACCCAGGAAUAGCGCGGAACUUGCAGAUCGCCAUUCUCAGUUGUCUAACGUCAUUGUAGAGGUAUCUACGGCAGCACAGACCGAGGGUCGUCUCCUACUAGAGAGGGUCAGUAGGGACGAUUCCGGCGCUGAUGGCGUCAGACACAGGAUGCAGCAGCUGCAGCAACGCUGUUCCGAACUCGAGUCCCUUUGUAAGGCCAGACGAGCUGAGGCCUGGGAACGAAGCCAAACAUAUCUUCACUUCCAGGAAUCUUACUCAAGUUUACAAACAUGGAUUACACAGAUUAUCCAAUUUACACUCAGUCGUCAUAGCGAUAUGGGCACAACCCUUACAGAGGCGGCAGAUUUCUUACAAAUACAUGAACAAUUAGAAGAGGACAUAAGAGACAAGGAUGCGGAAAUACAGUCCUUAACUGAGGCAGCAAUGUCGAUGGUCAAGUCAGGGGACCAAGAGGCAAAUUCUGCCAAAGAGAAGGUUGAAUAUCUAACGCAACAAAUCACACGCAUUCAUCGUGUCAUAGAAGUCCGCAUCAAACUUUGUCUCAUUUAUGUCUCUUUCCAAAGGCUCGUCCAACAGAACUCCAACUGUAUGAGGAGCCUUGAACAUACACUGAGAUCGGACACAGAAAAUUUACAGGAUCUCACCGAUACUGCUGUACAGCAGACGGAAGAAGUAUGGUCAGAGGUCGAAACAACAUUCCGCGACCUUGACGACAAAGGCAGAGAAUUCUUGAAAAAUUCAUCCACCAUUACAGAUGAUUCAUCAUUACAAAUUCGCCGCACCAUUCAAACGGUCGAGUCUAUUUUAAUGGACACCCGUGAUCACAUGACAUUCUUAACUACACAGUGGGAAUCAUGGCAAACCCACGUGUCAACCAGCCGCCAGUUCAAAACACAGUGGCACCAGUUUAUCCAGGAUGCCAGAAAGAGUAUAGACUGGGUAAUGGCCAUAGAAAAGGAACAAUUUGAACCCUAUUUAUCGGGUUACCUUGGAAACUCCCUCGAAGAAGCUCAGCAGCUCCAAAGUAAACUUCAAGAGUUUGAGCCAACCGCACAGCAGGCCCAAGCAGAAAUUGAGGACCAUCUGAAGACAGCUGAACUAUUGUCACUUAAAGGUGACACUAGGGGCCAGAAAGAACAUAUUGUUAAUGAACUGGUUAAAGUUCAUCAAAGAUUCCAAGCUAGGAUCCAUGAAUAUCAGAUAUUGCUGAAAAUGACGAUACAAUUCUUUAGGAAUUUGGAUCAGCUUGACAAGCUGAUUGAGAAAACAGAACAUGAAUACAUGGAAUCUGAGUUACCUAGCGACCUUAACAGAGCAGAAAAUAUGCUAGAAGAACACAAGAGGAAAAAACAAGAAAUCUCCCACCUGAUAAAUUACACAGCAGAGGAGGGAGAGAAAAUAGUUGUACGAGUUAGACAAACUGACGCUGAAGCAGAAGCAAAAGAUGAUGUCCAGCGCGUUCUUGGUGCCACAGAUGAGUAUAAACAUCGGUGGAAUAAUACGUGGGAGGAGCAAGAACGGCGUUUGAGACAAAACCUUCAGAUCUGUCAAUUUAACUUUGAUCUAAGACAGAUCCAUUCAGAAAUUGAUGAGUUACAUCAUCAUUUACAAGCUAGACGUGGUAGCUAUGGCAACUCAUUGCCAGCUGCUAAAAUGACAUCACAGGCUUUUAAACAAUUCGAAAUGACAGUUGAGUUGAUUGAGAAGAAGAUUCAGAACUUUACAAGCACAGCCGAGCUCAUGGUCCAGGAUGAGCAUUACGACUCUGUCCACAUCAGACGUGAAAUUGACAUGCUCAAUACUAAAUGGACGACAUUCCAUACAAGUGUAAAUGACUAUCGUGAAAUGUUAGAUACGUCCAUUAUAUACUUCAGGCUCAUUGAAGAGUCUGAAACGUGGAUGACUGAAGGAAGUAAUUUAUUAGUUACACUCAGUCAAAGAGCUAAUCAGUGCCAAUCCCCGGAAGAUGCAAAUGAACUAAUCCAACCUGUAAAUAGAUUUGUAGAGGAGGGUAAACCAUUACAAGAUGAUAGGUUGAGACAAAUCUCAGAACUAGCUGUGCAGCUAUAUGGAGAUGAAGGUCCAAGCCGUGUUCACAAUUUACAUGUACAAUAUCAAGAUUUACUACAGAACUUCCAGCAGGCUGACAACGAGAUCUCUAGACUGAAACAUAACCUUGAACAAGGUCAGCCACCAGCUGUAGAAGAGUUUGUUCCCAUGGAAGUGACAGUGACAGCUGAGGCACCACCUAAGCCUCCAAGAAUAACACAACAUUUAAAGAAUGCCGAAGUCAUGGAGGGCACAAAAGUAAUCUUUGAAUGCCAUAUCGAGUCGGAAAUAACAUUUGAAGUUCGAUGGUUCAAGGACAGUUUACCAUUGAAUAGCCCCGACUAUGAGACAAGAUGUGAGUCGAACAAAGCUUCACUCACAAUCGAGGAAACGUUCUCCGAGGAUACGGCCAGGUACACGGUUCGUGUGACCAAUGCUGCAGGCGAGGCGGAGUCGUCUGCCUAUCUACAUGUCAAAGAAACCCAUCAGCAAAUUGUUCCACCAGAAUUUGCUAAAAAUUUGAAAUCUGUUGAUGCAUUGGAGGGCAGCCCCUUUGCAUUUGAAUGCCACAUCAUGGGCAUUCCUUCACCGACCAUAAGUUGGUACAAAGAUGAAAUAAACAUAGACAAUUCUCCCGAAUACGUCAUUACAAAAAUUAACGGCACCUGCUGUCUUAAGAUUAAGAGGGUAUCUAGAGAACACAGUGCCCGUUAUACAUGCAGAGCAACUAAUCCAGGGGGCGAGGCAGCCUCAUCUGCCCGUCUGACUGUUAUACCUGCUCAGACACCUGUUAUUCAACAGCCACUGAAGGAUGGUGUAGCUCCGGAGGGCAAGCCAUUCAGAUUAGAGAUUGUAUUCUCUGCAAGCCCCGCCCCUCAGGUCACAUGGUACAGAGGACCAGAGAAAAUUAUCCCGUCAAAUUUAUACACAAUUACCAUAGAAACAACAAGAUCUGUUCUUGAGAUUACGGAAGCGUAUCCCGAGGAUUCGGGUGAUUAUUCUGUAAUUAUACGAAACCCGCUGGGAGAGGCGAGAAGCAGUUGUACGAUCACCAUCGAGAGUUUCUACUCUAGUGCCGCCCCUUGUACAACCGUUCCUAGCGAAACAAAACCAUCUGAUAUAAGCACGCUAUCAGCUAGCCAGACCACCUUGACUGCCAGUGAGGAUGUAUCAGUUGCUUCCCUUGAAGAACCUGUUGCACCAACAUUCACGCAGCAACUGUUGCCAAGCAGGGAAGUUAUGGAGGGAAGUAGAGUACGACUAGAUUGUGUACUAAUAGGAAACCCUGAACCAGAGGUGAUUUGGUUCCACAAUGAGAAACCAGUAAAAGAGUCCUCGGAUAUACAGCUUCUGUUUGAAGGUGAUCGUUGUACUCUUGUGAUCCGAGAAGCAUAUAUCGAAGAUGCUGGCAACUACAAAGUCUCGGCUAAGAACGAACAUGGAACUGCUGAUAGCUCUUGCAGACUUCAUGUUGAACCCUUGAGUGAACUCAGUGAUGCCUCUAUAAGUCAUGAGAUAUCAGCACCCAAAUUUACUCAGUUGCUAAGGGAUGCAAAUACACAACAAGGUCAGAGAGUGACCUUACAAUGCAGAGUUCAAGGUCAUCCAUUACCAAGUGUACAAUGGUAUAAAGACAACAGACCCCUAGAACCAAGUGCAGACUUUCAGGUUACUGCAUUUGCUGAUGUACACAAUUUGACAAUACCGGAAGUGUUUGUAGAAGAUGGAGGAAACUACAUGGUUAAGGCCACUAACAAAGUUGGCGAGGCUAAAUGUUACGCCAAGCUGACCGUGAGACCGGCCCCUCCUUCACAGGAGCUCAAGAGCGUUGAGGUGAGAAGAACAAUGACAGAGGUUACACAUUCACCACCCGAGUUCCUGAAACUGUUCCAGGAUAAGGUCGUUAGAGCUGGAGACAAAGUCACCUUGGAUUGUAUCAUUGUAGGAAGUCCCAAACCAAAAGUUUCAUGGUUUGUAAAUGGUGAACCAGUCGUUUCACAGGACUACCAGAUCACAAUGGAAGGUGAUCACUACAUGUUACAUAUUCCUGAAGUAUUUGAUGAAGAUGCUGGAAGAUUUUCUGUCACUGCAGAAAAUCCGUCUGGUAAAGCUACAUGCUCCGGAAUGCUCCACGUAGAGGAACCGAUGUCUACAGAAACAGCACCCGUUGUACAGACUCGUACAUUCGAAUCAAAGAGAUCUGGAAUGUACUCUUCAACCGAGACACUCACCACGACUGAGACACGUAUAUCUCGCCGGUCAAUCACAGAAAUUAGGAGCGGUGGUCAGACUUACAUACCGUCUAAGGAAGACUUCUCCACCACUCUUGUGACUGAUGUACAACCAAAAUAUGAAAUGCCAGAAAUAAAGGCACAGGAACAUUUUGCCACAACGAUAACUACUGAUAUGCAACCAAAAUACCAACCGGUUGACUUGACUAUAUCUGUUCCGAUACCACCUAAAUUCUUGCAAGCAUUGAAAAAUGUGACCACAAUGGAAGGGACAAGAGUCACUUUCGAAGGUGUUGUUACAGGAAAGCCUGAACCUCAAAUCAAAUGGUUUAAAGAAGGCAAGAAUUUGAGCGAUGGUCCGGACUUUGAGAUUUCCUACAGAGAUGGCAGAGUUAGUUUGAUGAUACCUGAGGCAUUCCCAGAGGACACUGGGAAAUAUACAUGCAAGGCUCAAAACAUUGGAGGCCAAGCUUCAAGCACUGCUGAACUUAUUGUUAGAGCGUCAGUUACCCCGCCAUCUUUCACAGAGAGACUGUAUGACAUAUCAAUCAAGGAGGGGGAACCUGUCAGAUUUACUGUCAGAGUGGCAGGUCAUCCUGCCCCAGAGGUCACAUGGCUCAGAGAAGGCCAGCAGUUGGUCAGCUCUCCUGAUUUUGAAAUUAUCCAGGAGGGUGAUAUUCAUUCCCUCUGCAUACCAGAGGUGUUCUAUGAAGAUGCCGGUCAAUUUACUGUAAAGGCUCAAAAUCCAGGUGGCCAGGCACAUGUCUCUGCUAACCUUGUGGUUCAAGCUGUUCCUAAAAUUGAAGAGGAGGAGCAGAAACCUGUUAGUGAAGCCCGUGAAAUGUUCGAGCCAAGCCGGGCACCAGGCGUGCGCUCGGCACCUAAGAGACCUACCGAUGAAGCACCACUUUUCAAAGUCUCCAAAAUACAAAAGCCUGCUGAACAACCAAAACCAGAAAAAUUCACAGAUAAGGUCCAAAUGGAAAUUGUGGAUCAAAGACCUUUACCGGAAUUUACGAAGAAAAUUCCACUUUAUGGAAUUCCUGUUGAUGAGCCGGAUAUGCAACAGGAAAAGAGAGUGAAAUCAUCUGCUGAAAUGCGCAUACCUAAAUUUGGUGUUCCUGUGGAAGACCAGGUGGCGCCACCAACUAAACAGACUCUUUAUUUGAAAGAAAAACCAAGAUUUACAAAACCACUGAGAGACACUAAGGUUAAAGAAGGUGAAAAGGUUAAACUUGAAGUAGCCUUCAAGGGUCAACCAGAACCAAUAGUCAAAUGGUACAGGGACGAUGCUGAAAUUCAGAGCUCAACCGAUUUUGAGAUUUCAUACAGUGAUGAGGGAACAUCGUUAUCAAUUGCUGAAGUUUUCCCUGAAGAUCAAGGCAGGUUUAAGUGCGUUAUUACAAAUGCUGAUGGCUCAGCCACUUCUGAAGCAAAUCUGGCAGUGUUGCCUGCUAAGCCACCUGCCACAUUAGCCAAACCUCCGGUAAGCGAAGAAUUUGUACCAGAAUAUGCUGGACCUCGUGAAGAGAGGAUCCCGUCACCUAUCGAGGCAGUAAAACCAAUGUUUAUUGAGAGAUUACAGACUACUCGUCUUGUCGAGGACACAAACAUCAUCUUAGAGAGUCAUGUGGCUGGUCAGCCAUUCCCAGAUGUCUACUGGACAAAGGACGGACAAAAAUUAUGGCCAGAUGCAAGACACAAGAUAUCUGUUGAUGAGCAUACUGGAAGGUGUACACUGAUUAUUUCCCGAUGCAGACCAGAAGAUGCUGGAGAAUACGCAUGUAUAGCCGUCAACCCUAUGGGUGAAACUGUAACCAUGGCAACUCUUCUUCCUGUCGAAAAGAAAGAGGCUCCCCCGCCACCACUGCCGGCUACCAUGCCACCAGUUCUACCAUUUGAAGAGGAAGUCCGACAAAGAGCACAACAGCCGAGGCGCACGGAGAAGGAAUUCUUUAUCCCACGUUCUAACAGAAUCCUUGAGAGUAACAUGGAUUAUAGAAUGUCCCAACAGGAAGAGCCCGAGUACCAACAAGUCAUGGAGGACGAAGUCUCACCAAGGUUCCAGGUAUCUCAUUUCGAGGAUCGUUUACGUGAAGAGAUACAGUACCGGGAAGGUAAAGUCCGGUUUGCUAGUGAGACGGAAACCUCAGAGUAUGAUUCUGAGGUGCCAGAUGCCAAUGCACCGGAAUCUGCUCCACAGAUUGUACAAACCAUGAAAGACUUUCACCUAAUAGAGGGCGCUGAUGCAACUUUCGUCUGUAGAAUUAUUGGCAAGCCUAGGCCAAAGGUUGCCUGGUAUAAAGAUGGUCACCGCGUUAAGCGCUCCAAUCGUUACGAAAUAAAGUACGAUAGAGAUGGAUUCUGCACACUGCGUAUACGUGUGGCUCUCCCAGAGGAUGCUGGGCACUACACAGUACUCGCUGUCAAUGCUCACGGCAAAGACACGUGUUCUAGUCAGUUAAUUGUCGAAAGUGUCGGAAAUAUAGAUGCUACCUCAUAUGUUCAGCCAGAAACCCUUGACAGGAUGUUCAGAAAGGAUUCAACCCGCACACCUAGUGACCAAGACGUAGGUGGUGUGUUUGAGUCUCAGCUCAAACCUCAGUUCAAGAUGAAACCCAAUGAUACUGAGGUGAGGGAGGGCCACACAGUCCGGUUUGAUACUCUUGUCACUGGACGACCAGCACCAGAACUAACCUGGUUCUGUAAUGAUCGCAAGGUUUUCCCAGAUGACCAUCACAAGAUGGUGGUAAAUGAGGACAGUGUACACUCACUAAUUAUAACUAAGGCAUCACCACGAGAUGCUGGUGUUUAUACAUGUCUCGCAACAAACAAAGCUGGUGAAAAUACAUUCAAUGUAAACCUUAGAGUUCUAGAACGGGAACAAAUGCAGCCUCCUAAGUUUGUAGAGAGGAUGCAGAAUUAUACCAUUAAGGAAGGUCAGAGCGUGACCUUGACUGCACGUGCUGUCGGCACACCUACACCAAUGAUGAGUUGGCAGAAAAAUAACAAAAUGUUGACCCCAAGCAAAGAUUACAAAAUUGAGAUAGAUAAUGGACGAGCGGUUCUCUAUAUAGAAGAUGCCAAGAAAACAGAUGCAGCUUGGUUCCAGUGCACAGCUGUAAAUGUGGCUGGUUCUGCCAUGACAAAAGCUAAACUAGUCGUUACACCUGAAGUUGCAAAGAAGGAAGAACCUGUCCAGAGGUUUGUAGUUCAACCAAGACAAACAUCACCACAAUAUGAGAUUCAGCCUGAAGGCUAUGUACAGGAAAUUUCCUAUGUUAAAGAUGGCGAUAGUGCCGUCUUACGUCUAGUCAGGGAGGAAGACCUUAGCAGCUCUACGCCAAGCUAUCUUUCCUCUGACUCCCCCGAUCAGACCACGCCUUAUUCCACCUUACCAAAGGGGGUUAAACCCCCACCUUCAACCCCCGUGUGUGCCUCUGUUGAAGCAUCGCCAGAGUUACGACGUAAAAGAAUGCCCUACCAGAGACUUGAGAGACCAGAGCCUAUGGCUGUUCCCAUGGAAACAGAACUUGAAGAAGAAACCAAGGUACCAACAGUUGCUGAGGCUCGCGCCCGCUUUGACACAACUGAUUCUGUUCCACCAAAGAAAGUGUCCAAGAUGGAAUUCAAACCUGUCGGUCCACCAAAAGUUCCAGCUCAAGUACAGCCCAAACCUGUACCAGAAUUUAUACCAAAGAAAAAGGUACCUCCGGUACAGAAACCUGUGCCGAGGCCAGAGCCUACUCCCCAGGAACAACCAAGCAGGGUAACCAAGAAGAAGAAAAGUCCAUCACCAAGCUACGAGUUACAGCCAGAGGGACCGGUGCAACAGAUCAGUUACGUAUCCGACACAGAAUGUGGUUACGUGCGUGUUAUAUCGGAGGAGGAACUUGAUUAUAGAAGACGUGAAGAACCAACCAGAGCUGAGCCACCAAAAGUGCCUAUAACUGAAGAAGACGACAGAAAAAAGCAUGUUCCGACCAAAGUCCCACCAGCAAAAGCUCCAAAACCAAAGAAGGCACCAUUUGUGCAACCGGUUGUUAAAUUUCAACCGGAGGUACCAGUUUCGGUUAGUGAACCGGAGACAACAAGAAGAACAGAAGCGAAACUGAAGCUUAAAGUUCCGCCAGGGGUAAAGCCAAAACCGAAAAGAAAGGCCGACUCACCAGAAAGUCACUAUGAUAUCCAGGAACGAGGCUAUGUACAGGAGAUUCAUUAUGUCUCUGACACAGAGAUGGGAUCUCUUAGACUUGUAGGUCAUUCCACAGAGGAGGAGUCAUCAAGUCACUAUGAUAUCCAGGAGAAAGGCUAUGUACAGGAGAUACACUAUGUCUCUGACAUGGAGAUGGGUUCUCUCCGUCUUGUCAAUUACUCCACUGAGGAAGAAUCUUCAAGAGCUGAAGACUUGUUCCCCAAAGUUGAGCCUCAAAUUCCUCAGUCCUUGGAGACAAAGUACAAACUGUUCAGACCGCAGAAACCUCCGUCACCAAAAGAGAGACGUAGAAUACGGAAAACUCCUUCUCCACCUAAAGAGAAAGUAACAAGCAAAUCUGAUACAGAGAUUAAAAAGCCUGGGCCUCCUGUUAGGCCUAAGCCUAUACGCCCAAAAUGGAAGGCUUUGGAGACUAAGGCAACCAAAUUUCAACCUGUUGCUUUUGAGCCUAAACUUAGCCCCACUGUGAGAACUGAGGUUCAAGUCCCUGUGACAAAACCUUUGUCAGAACAGCCCGAUACUAAGAAAACUCACCUGGACUAUCUUGUUUCCAAACCGAAACCCUGGAAACCAAGUGAGGACACUAAAUUAGAUUGGCAAACUAAGUUUGAGACACAAAUUUCCAAAAUAAAAACAGAGGUCUCAAUGGAAUCUCCUGUGUACAAGGUCACACCUAAAGAUACACAAAAAAUAACAAAGGAAAUUCAGAUAAAACCAGAUAAACCAAAAACAAGUCCAAAACCUAAGUUAAAAUUUGCAACAAGACCAACUCAUAAAACUGUAACAGAAUUCCAAGUUGGCCAAGAAAAGCCUGAAGAAGAUGAAUAUAUAAUAACAUAUGAGGUCCCUGAAGAUGAAGCUUUACAAAAAGAAAUUCUUCAGAAGAGGGUUACAAGAAAAUCUCAAGAAACAUGGAGGAGGCAAACAAGUCGGUCAGAGUCUAAAAUGGUCAUUUUGUCCGCUACGUCUGAUGACUCCGAUGUUGGAUACUUUACAAAACCAGUCCACAUAACAAAAUUACCCCCACCCACUCCCGAAAAGCUGAUAAUAGAUGGGGAUCUGUAUCCAAAGAAACCAAGGAAAUAUAAACGAGUAAGAGUCCGUAAACAUAAAAGUAGAACGGUGAAAUACCAGCCGGUUCCCUAUGUCUCCAAGCCGUCCAUUUUUGUGGUACCGGACAGAACCGAUGUAUUAAUGGCUGCUGAAGCCUGGGCCAGAGAUGUAGACCACGAGAGUGCCGUACGUGAAUAUAUCAGACGCGAGGGUGAGGCCCCGGCACCAGAAGACUUGUAUCACAAAUCGAAGCAGUUGCCACCAAGAUUUAAGACAGAGAUCAAGAGUAUGAUUAACCUGAAGGAAAAUGAACCAAUCCACUUUGAGUGUAAACUGGUUCCCAUUGGCGAUCCACACAUGAAUGUAGAAUGGUUUAAGGAUGGACAACCAUUACAAUAUGGUCACAGAUACAAGCCAAGUCAUGAAUUUGGAUUUGUCUCCCUUGAUAUAUUGUACAUGUAUCCCGAAGAUUCUGGGGUAUAUACAUGUAGAGCCACUAACGUGUACGGUACCACUGAGACCUCUAGCGAAGUUAGAUGCAGAGGUCGUAGAUCAAUCAUUAUGGACACACAGUUACCUGGGGAAGGUGCCAUACGUCUACAAGAAAUGGAGGAGGUCUGGAGAGGCCACACCCACUUGGAAGAACAAGAUAUUGAAGUACCAAAGACAAAGAGCCCACCCAGUAUUGACCUCAAGCCUGAGCCUGUAGAGGUGCAAGAGGGCUUCCCCGCCAAGUUCUUGGUCAAGGUCAGUGGGUUCCCACGACCCCGGGUCAACUGGUAUGUCAAUGGAAGCCUCAUUGUUGGUGGAACCAGAUACAAGGUUACCUAUGAUGGUAUGAUGCAUUAUCUUGAGAUUCCUCGUGCACGUGACACAGAUAUAGGUCAAGUACGUGUUGUUGCACGUAAUAUUGAAGGAGAGGCAGAGUCAUCUACCUCACUAAACGUUCUACCUCAUGAUGACUGGAGGUCCAAACUUAGACAAGCUCCAAAAGGUGAUCUUCAAAUUGAACUUGACAGAAGACAAAAAAUAGAAUUGCGUAGACCACAAGUGUCUGAAUACAAGCAAUUUGAAAAAGUUGGUGACAAGGAGAUCACCAUUACCCAGACUGACAAAGAAACCAUUAUAACAGAACAGCAAUACAUCACUACACACCGAGAACUUCGACCAGUCAAACAACCGGAAGAGCGAGAAAUGCCGGCACGUGUUGUACGUCCGGACAGACCGGAAAUUCAGCUUGAGAUCCAGCAAGCCAGAAUGGUUCCAAUCAUACCAGAGGCUGCGGAACCAAAGAAAGGGGAACCGAUGGUAUCGGAGCACCAAGUUUUACUUGAACGCAGGGAACCACCCGUGUUCACUAAACCUUUGAGGCCAGCCCGUAUAACAGAAGGAAAACCAGUACAGAUGGAAGUCCACUUCAAGGGCUAUCCGCCACCUCUGAUCACAUGGUACAGGGAUAACUUUGAGAUCAGGCCAUCACAUGACUUCCAGAUUGUAACCACGGAAACAACUAGCAAGUUAUUCAUACCAGAAGUGUUCCCCGAAGAUACUGGACUGUUUACAGUGAAAGCUUACAACAUGUAUGGCAUGGUACAAUGCAAGGCUAAAUUGACUGUUGUUGAAGAAGAAGAACCUACUAAAGACAUACCACCAGAAUUCCGUAACUUGAUCCGAGACACCCAGGCAGUGGAGGGAGAGCCGGCAACAUUUGACUGUAAUGUUACUGGAAAUCCUAAACCAAAAGUUCAUUGGGAAAAGGAUGGCAAACCAAUGGAUGACAGCCCCAGGAUGAAGUUUAUACAUGAAGAUGACAACUUUACAAUGUUGAUAUAUGAAGUAAGACCUGAAGAUGCUGGAGAUUAUGCUUGUGUUGCCAUUAACAACGUCGGCAAGGCAACAUGUACAGCUAAACUUUGUGUGGAAGUGCCCAUACAAUCACCUGAGCCUAUGGAGCCCCAGCAGAUUGAGCCCAAAGUGAGCGCACCCCAGUGUGUACAGGAGCCACAGAGUCUUGUCGCUGAUGAAGGAGAACCAGUUACAUUUACCUGUAGAAUUCAGGGAUCUCCAGCUCCAGUAGUGACCUGGUACAGAAACAACAAGAUUGUGAAGCCAUCCAAGUAUUUCCACAUGGAAUCAACACCAGAUGGCGUUCAUAGUCUCAGUAUACUUGAGGCCUUCCCAGAAGACACUGGCACAUAUAAAUGUGUGGCCAGAAAUAAGGCAGGGGAAACCACUGUUACAUGCCACCUCAAAGUUCAUGGAUUAGAAAGUGAACCAGAGCAGGUGUCACCUAAAACCCAAGAACAGCCACCUCAGAUUAUCAAGCCUAUCACCAACACCCUGGUGGUAGAAGGCAGUCCAGCCAAGUUUGUGGCUGAAUAUAGUGGAGAGCCACAACCUCAGGUCACAUGGCUCAGAAAUGCACUACAGAUUUUACAAGAAACAAGAGAUAUCAAGAUUGAGACAACAAGAACCACAACAACUUUAACAAUAAGACAGGCAUUCCCUGAAAAUUCUGGUUUGAUCACAUGUAGACUCAAGAACCCAGUUGGCAUGACAGAAUGUUCUGCUGAACUUUAUGUCCAAGUACCGGCAGAUGAGGAGGAAGUUACCGUACAAGAAGCACCAGAAGAAACUGUGACCUUGGAGGGUCAAGAUAUUUCACCUGAGAAGGUGACCCCAGAAACGUCUGAGGUCAUCACUUUAGAAACGACAAUUGAGGAGACCAAGAAGGUUGAAAAGGAGGAGAUAACUUUCGAGUUUGUGACACCCGAGAAGACAGAAAUAUCUUCAACGGAAGUCACCUUAGAUGAGACACCUCUUCCAGAUGAGGACAAAGUUGCUCCGACGGCAACAGCUGCUGAAGUCUCCAUGGCAACGACCGUGGAGAUGGAAGAGGUCAUACCUAAAGAAGUGAGCCCUGUACAGGUCACUUCAGCAGAAACAGACGUAACGCUGUUACUGCCCGAGGAGCAACUUCCAGAACAGAGGGAGGCUCCAGAAGAGGAGAAAGUUCCAGAGGAAGUCAUCUCAGAAGAGAAGGCCCCUGUUGAAAGCAAGGAAGAGGUCACCCUAGUCCCUACAGGUGAAGCCCCAAGAUUCAUAACAGAGUUAUCUAGAACUGUAGUAAAACAAGGAAAACCAACACACCUUACUUGUGUUGUUAUAGGCAACCCCACACCCACAAUACGUUGGAUUAUCGAUGGUGAAUACAUUCCUGAAGAUUCUACAACAUAUAUAACCGAGUACCAUAAAGAUGGUACCUGUACACUUUUAAUCAAAGAAACUUUCCAAGAAGACGAGGGCGAAUAUACCAUAGAGGCAUCGAACGAUUUCGGAGUUAUACGUUCUACAGUUGAACUUAUUGUAGAAGUACCAGAAGAUGAUGUUGUACGUGCAGACAUUAGUGUCACAGAAGAUAUUCCUAGUGAGGAAGUUGUCUCUGAAGUAUCAUUUGAUGUUGAACAACAACCCUCAACUGAACAGACAUUUGAGAUUACCAUGGAUACAGAAGAAAUCAUAAUGGAGAAGAAACCCACUGAGGAUGAAGAAGUUGCUGUAGAACUGUCAAUAGAAGAAUCUGUUCCUCAACCUACAGUUUCAGUUGUUGCACUGGAUAGUGAAGUCAACAAACCUUCAAGGAUACAAGAAAUUUCAGUUAAAACUCCCCUUUUAAGCAAUAUUAAAAAAGAAAAAUCUGCUACUGAAACAGAAUUAACUAUCCCAGAACUUGUGGCAGAAAUUACAUCUGAAGAUAAGGAAAUGGAAAAGCCUUCUGUAGUUGACAUGACUGUUACACAAGAUGUGGCAGCUGAUGUUGAAAUCAAAGAAGAAUUUGACACAGAAAAAGAAAUAUCUGCUACCGAAGCUGAAUUAACUAUCCCAGAACUUGUGGCAGAACUACAAUCUGAAGAUAAGGAAAUAGAGCGGCCUUCUGUAGUUGACAUGACUGUAACACAAGAUGUGGCAGUUGAUGUUGAAAUCAAAGAAGAAUUUGACACAGAAAAAGAAAUAUCUGCUACCGAAGCUGAAUUAACUAUCCCAGAACUUGUGGCAGAAAUUACAUCUGAAGAUAAGGAAAUAGAGCUGCCUUCUGUAGUUGACAUGACUGAUACACAAGAUGUGGCAGCUGAUGUUGAAAUGAAAGAAGAAUUUGAAACAGAAAAAGAAAUAUCUGCUACCGAAGCUGAAUUAACUAUCCCAGAACUUGUGGCAGAAAUUACAUCUGAAGAUAAGGAAAUAGAGCGGCCUUCUGUAGUUGAAAUGACUGUUACACAAGAUGUUGCAGCUGAUGUUGAAAUCAAAGAAGAAUUUGAAACAGAAAAAGAAAUAUCUGCUACCGAAGCUGAAUUAACUAUCCCAGAACUUGUGGCAGAAAUUACAUCUGAUGAUAAGGAAAUAGAGCGGCCUUCUGUAGUUGACAUGACUGUUACACAAGAUGUGGCAGCUGAUGUUGAAAUGAAAGAAGAAUUUGACACAGAAAAAGAUAUAUCUGCUACUGAAGCUGAAUUAACUAUCCCAGAACUUGUAGCAGAAAUUAAAUCUGAAGAUAAGGAAAAAGAGCAGCCUUCUGAAGUUGAAAUGACUGUUACACAAGAUGUGGCAGCUGAUGUUAAAAUGAAAGAAGAAUUUGAAACAGAAAAAGAUAUAUCUGCUACCGAAAUUGAAUUAACUAUCCCAGAACUUGUGGCAGAAAUUACAUCUGAAGAUAAGGAAAUAGAGCAGCCUUCUGUAGUUGACAUGACUGUUAAACACAAAGUGGCAGCUGAUGUUGAAAUGAAAGAAGAAUUUGAAACAGAAAAAGAAAUAUCUGCUACCGAAGCUGAAUUAACUAUCCCAGAACUUGUGGCAGAAAUUACAUCUGAAGAUAAGGAAAUAGAGCGGCCUUCUGUAGUUGACAUGACUGUUAAACAAGAUGUGGCAGCUGAUGUUGAAAUGAAAGAAGAAUUUGAAUCAGAAAAAGAAAUAUCUGCUACCAAAGCUGAAUUAACUAUCCCAGAACUUGUGGCAGAAAUUAAAUCUGAAGAUAAGGAAAUAGAGCUGCCUUCUGAAGUUGAAAUGACUGUUACACAAGAUGUUGCAGCUGAUGUUGAAAUGAAAGAAGAAUUUGAAACAGAAAAAGAAAUAUCUGCUUCCGAAGCUGAAUUAACUAUCCCAGAACUUGUGGCAGAAAUUACAUCUGAAGAUAAGGAAAUAGAGCGGCCUUCUGUAGUUGACAUGACUGUUAAACAAGAUGUGGCAGCUGAUGUUGAAAUGAAAGAAGAAUUUGAAUCAGAAAAAGAAAUAUCUGCUACGGAAGCUGAAUUGACUAUCCCAGAACUUGUGGCAGAAAUUACAUCUGAAGAUAAGGAAAUAGAGCUGCCUUCUGUAGUUGACAUGACUGUUAAACAAGAUGUGGCGGCUGAUGUUGAAAUGAAAGAAGAAUUUGAAUCAGAAAAAGAAAUAUCUGCUACCGAAGCUGAAUUAACUAUCCCAGAACUUGUGGCAGAAAUUAAAUCUGAAGAUAAGGAAAUGGAAAAGCCUUCUGAAGUUGACAUGACUGUUAUACAAGAUGUGGCAGCUGAUGUUGAUAUGAAAGAAGAAUUUGAAACAGAAAAAGAAAAAUCUGCUACCGAAUCUGAAUUAACUAUCCCAGAACUUGUGGCAGAAAUUAAAUCUGAAGAUAAGGAAAUAGAGCGGCCUUCUGAAGUUGAAAUGACUGUUACACAAGAUGUGGCAGCUGAUGUUGAAAUGAAAGAAGAAUUUGAAACAGAAAAAGAAAUAUCUGCUUCUGAAGCUGAAUUAACUAUGCCAGAACUUGUAGCAGAAAUUACAUCUGAUGAUAAGGAAAUAGAGCGGCCUUCUGUAGUUGACAUGACUGUUAAACAAGAUGUGGCAGCUGAUGCAGAAAUGCAAGAAGAAUUUGAAACAGAAAAAGAUAUAUCUGCUACCGAAGCUGAAUUAACUAUCCCAGAACUUGUGGCAGAAAUUAAAUCUGAAGAUAAGGAAAUAGAGCGGCCUUCUGAAGUUGAAAUGACUGUUACACAAGAUGUGGCAGCUGAUGUUGAAAUGAAAGAAGAAUUUGAAACAGAAAAAGAAAAGUCUGCUACUGAAACAGAAUUAACUAUCGCAGGACUUGUGACGGAAAUUAAAUCUGAAGAUAAGGAAAAGGAUAAGCCUUCUGAAGUUAAAAUGACUGAUACACAAGAUGUAGCAGCUUAUGCUAAAAUCAAAGAAGAAUUUGAAACAGAAAAAGAAAUUUCUGCUACCGAAGCAGAGUUAACUAUCCCAGAACUUUUGGCAGAAAUUAAAUCUGAAGAUAAGGAAAUAGAGCUGCCUUCUGUAGUUGACAUGACUGUUAAACAAGAUGUUGCAGCUGAUGUUGAAAUCAAAGAAGAAUUUGAAACAGAAAAAGAAAUAUCUGCUACCGAAGCAGAAUUGACUAUACCAGAACUUGUGGCAGAAAUCAAAUUUGAAGAUAAGGAAAUAGAGCGGCCUUCUGAAGUUGACAUGACUGUUACACAAGAUGUGGCAGCUGAUGCUAAAAUCAAAGAAGAAUUUGAAACAGAAAUAGAAAAAUCUGCUACUGAAACUGAAUUAACUAUCCCUGAACUUACAGCAGAAAUUAAAGCUAUUGAUUUAGUAGAUAAUGUUGAAAUCGAAACACAGCCAGAUAAAACAAAAUUAGACAUAAAGAUGAUUUAUGAGAAAAGCUUAGAAGGGGAUGUUUCUUCUGAACUUGAUUUUCCCACUAGUCAAGGUGAAGAUGUGACACAAGACAUAACUAUAGAAGAGGAAUAUCUCUCUGAAAAAGAAAAACAAGUUGAAGAAGAAAAAGAAACAAUCUCUGACGAAGAAACUAAAGUUCCAAUACAUACUGUUGAAGAACAGGUUAUCAAAACUGCACCUGAAUUCACAACUCAGCUGGAGGAUAUUACUACUACUGAUGGAGGCAAAGCUCAAUUUGAGUGUAUCAUCAAAGGUGAACCUCUUCCCACUGUCACCUGGCUGAAGGACAGUACUCAGGUAGAAGAAAGUGAGGAGUUCCAAAUGACAUUCGAGGAUGGAGUGAGCAUUUUGACCAUACCAGACGUCUAUCCCGAGGAUGCUGGAAAGUACACUGUGGUUGCCAAGAACGAGCUUGGAACUGCCAUGUCAACAGCUGAACUCUUUGUUGAAGCUGCAGAAGAAGAGGUGAUACAGCCCACUUUCCAACAGAAACCUAAAUUCCAGAACGUAGACGAGGGAACAACUGUGUCCUUUACUGCAAGGGUCAUUGCUAUACCAAAACCAGAUAUUUACUGGAGUCACAAUGGUGUACAGAUAGAGGAGGAUGACCUUCACACUGUGGAGAUCAUAGAGGACGUCAGUGUGUACACAACAACACUCACCUUGGAGAAUGUGACACCACAAGAGGCUGGCACCUAUAAAUGUGUAGCAAUUAAUGAGGUUGGGGAAGAAACAGUGUCAGCCUCACUCAUUGUAAAAGAAGCACCUGUUCAGAAAGAUCUUAGAGAACAGUUGAAGACUAAAGUUCAAACUAAGGAAGGUGUGAGAAGUGAUGCAGAGCAGGUCGACUUUAGAGAUAAUCUCAAAACCAAAGUUCAAACUAAGGUUGGUGUCAAACAUGAUGCAGAACAAAGGGAUUUUAGAGAGAAACUUGUAACAAAAGUCGAUACUAAAGUAGGAGAAAAAUUUUCUGCUGAGCAAGUAGACUACCGUGAUGCUCUUCAAACUAAAGUCAGAACAAAAGUGGAUGAAAAGUUUGAAGUUUUGCAAGUUGAUUAUACUAAUGCUUUAAAAAGAAAAGUUGACACAAAAGUUGGUGAACAAUUUGAUGCAAUACAAGUUGAUUAUAGGGAUGCUCUUCAAAGCAGUGUUAAAACGCGGGAUGCCGAACAUUACCAGGCCGAACAGAAAGACUAUAGGACUGUAUUACACAAUAAGGUGGAAACCAAAGUCGGUGAAUCAUUUGAUAUGACUCAGGUCGAUUAUAGAGAUGCUUUGGUUAAAAAAGUAGAAACUAAAGUGGGAGAACAAUUUGAAACGGAACAAGUUGACUAUACAAGUGUGCUUUACUCUAAUCAUCGCUAUAAAAAACCAUGGAAUGGUCAUCAUAAAAAAGUAACUUUUGCUGAGGAGGUAACAACAUUAGAAGAAGCUGAGACAACUGAAGAAGUUGUUUCUGGGGUGGAAACCACAGCAACUAUUGAACAACAAGAUGAAGCACCACAGUUUGUUAUAACACUGGAAAAUGUCAUGGUCAAAGAAGGCAAACCGGUUAAAUUUGUUGCCAAGGCAACUGGUGAACCAACUCCAAAAAUUACAUGGUAUCACGACAAUGAGCUUAUUGUAGAUGGAGACAUUUACAAAAUCAGAUACCCAUCAGAAGGGGAAAGUUCAUUAAUGUUGGCUCAAGCAUUCCCAGAAGACGCUGGGGUCUACUUUGCCAGGGCAACCAACGAGCUUGGAGAGGUUGAAUGCAGUUCAACUCUGGAAGUGGCAGAUCUUAUUGAUGAACCCGAGCAACUUGAUUUUAGAUUGGCUUUAAAGAAACCUGUGCAAACGAAAGUUGGCCAGCAGUUUGAUAUGGAGCAAGUUGAUUUUAGAUCUUUACUUAAGCCAUCAGCUCAAAUAUCAAAGAAAUUUGAGGAAGAUAUAGCUGAAUCUGUUACCUUGACAACAGAAACACCAGAAACAGAACAAGUUGAGGUUACAGCUGUUAUACCCGAGGUGGAAGAAGUACAGUUAAGUGUCCCUGAAUUUGAGAUCAGAAUUGCUGACAUGACUGUCAAAGAAGGUGAGUGUACUACAUUGACUUGCAAGGUCAAAGGUCAGCCAGUUCCAGAGGUCACAUGGUACCAUGCAGAUGAGCCAAUCACAUCCGACGAUGUAUACAGAGUGAUACCUGGUGAUACAGAAGGGGAGAGUACUCUUGAGAUACCUGAAACGUUCCCAGAAGACAGUGGUGUUUACUCUGUGAGAGCAACAAAUGAAGCUGGCUCUGUAGAAGCUACUGCUUUGCUCACAGUCACAGAACUUAUUGAAGCCGAUGAGGAGGUUGUCGAAGAGAUAACAGCUGAUGUCAUCACCAAGGAGACAGAGGUCACUGUAGAAGCUCCUCAAGAAGACGUUGAUUUCACUUUUGAAGUUCCUGAAACAGAGGCGGAGUUUGUUAUACAGAAAGGGGAAGAUACUGAGGCGGAGUUACAGUCACCGCAUGCUAAGCAGCUUCCAACUUUAGAUAGUGACAGAAUAUUCACUUGGAAAAUGACAAAUGUUAACAACGAGAAUGAAAAGGUACCUGCUAUUUUUAAGGAGGAAAUAUAUGUUGAAGACCAGUCUGAACUCCAAACUGAAGAGUAUUCAGAUGAGACCAAAGAUGCCUCCAAACCCAGAGGGCUUGAACGACAAGGAACUGGAAGCAGUGAAGAAUAUAUACCAGAAAUAACUGGAGUUGAAUUUGAUGCCUUUUUAAUUGAGAAGAACCCAGAGCCUGAGAUCUAUACCGAGUUUGAGUCAAAAAUUCAACCACAAGAAAAUUUCCCAAAAUUUACAGCAGAUGUUGAAGUAGAUGAGCAAUCCCCAAGAGAAAAGCCAUUUAAACCUGAAAUUGAAUUCAAAGAAGAAUACCAGUUUAAAAUACCUACAGAGGGUUACAUGCAUGAAAGACAGUAUGGAUAUGAAGUCUCAGUAAGAACAGAAGAUGAAGUUUCAGAACUGCCUGAUUCUGAAAUAGCUUCUCUGAUAUCUGAUAGAAAAGCUGAAGAGAGAAGAGAUUCUGAUGUUUCACUUUCAGACAGGGAAUAUUCUGACAAAGAUGAUGAGAAUGUUGUUAUCUCAGAUUAUGAAGCUGAGACAGAAGUACCGUUUACACCUAAACAAGAUGUAAAACUUGAUAAUGAUAAAACAGUUGCAAUAAAACCAGAAAGUUCUGAAGAGUCAUCAGAUGAAAAGUCAACUUCCAGUGAUAGUAUUGAUAAAAGUCCCAAAGAGCAUGAAGGCCCAGAAGGAGUUCCAGCAGAGCAAAUUGAUUUAGAUGUGUCCUUUGAAGAAUCUGAAUCUCUUGGAGCUAUACCUUCCAGAGUAUAUGGUUAUCAAUAUAUGCAAGAAAUAAAUAGAUUAAAAGAUGGACUAUUGACAGAAGGUCCAGAACAAUAUCAAGAACCUAUUAAGGUUGGGGACACUCCAUCUAAUAUUGAUGAUGUGGAAAAAGUGAAACCAGCAAUUUAUGAAAGGCCUGAAAGACACAUUGUUGCUUCUGAAAAUGAUAGCAGUAGUGAUGAAGAUGAUGAGCGAGAUGUGCCAGAGAAAACUAAGAAGUAUAUUCUUGACAGAGAUGAACAUGGAGCAGGAGACAGAUUUGGAAGCGUACCAGAAUAUUAUAUAGCAGGUGAAAGAGACCAGAGACCAACAGAUGGGGAAUAUCCAUAUGGGAAAGGUUUACCUGUACCAAAGCUGAGACUGAAAAGAGAAUCAUCAGAUUCUGAAUCUGAUGUUCCUCGAGAAACAGAUGAAUCAAUGCUUGAUAAUACAACUGACCUUGAAACUACUGUAGAUUUCGAAAACUCUCCUCAUAAAGGUGAAAGCCCUGAUGCAGUUAUACAUAUAUCUGACCAGGAUACACCGGGGAAAACAACUGAUGAAGAUUCUUCUACAAUCAAAGAAGAAUUUAUAACUCGUGUUGACAGCUUAGAAAUGAGGCCAGAACAUAUGAUGGAAGUGAGAGAAUAUGUUUCAUCAGAGGAAGAUGAAGGUCAGAGAAAUCAACCACAAGUAAGAGUAGUAGAGGAUAGAAGUGAAUCGCCAGAAAUCCAUACAGGAUUUGCUGAAGAGUUGGAGUUGUCAAGAAUCACUGAAGAUGAAGAGCCAGAAAGUGAUGAUGACACAUCUGAAUCUGGGUCCACAACUAGUGCCGAGAGUGUAAGACAAGUAGAGAUUCCAUACAGAGAUGAAGUACUACAGACUGUACCAGAAGAAUCUGAAUCAGCUGAUGUUUCCAUGGAGACACCACAUGAAGGGGAAAUAAGUGAUACCUCGUUUGAUGUGGAAGAAAGUUUUAAUGUGGAGGGUCCACUGGCAAGGUCAACACUGGUGAGAGAAGAACUAACACCACAGGAGAUCACGUUGGAGGAAGAAGAUACUAAAACUGUUGAAGAUAUCAGUGUAGAGCUUGAAGUACCAAGAUUCCUGGAAGAACUUUCAGACCAGGAAGUGACUGAGGGUGACACAGUGACAUUCAUUAUCAAGGUUGAGGGCAAACCAUUCCCUGAACUUACAUGGUAUCGUGAUGGUGUAGAGAUCACCCGAGAUGAUCGUCAUGUUAUUGACAUACGUGGAAACUUCGCAACUCUCAUCAUGAAAGAUAUACAACCAGAAGAUGAUGCUGAAUAUUCUGUAACCGCUACUAACAAAGCUGGAUCCGUGACAUCGAAAUGUGAACUCUUUGUAAAUCCAUUAGGAGAAGCACCAUCGUUUGUGUCAAGUAUCUCCGAUAUGGAAGUGGAACUUGACUCACCAAUCAAAUUACUGUGCCAAGUACGCGGUACUCCUAAGAAAAUUACCUGGAUGAAAGAUGGAGAAGAAAUUGAAGGAGACAGAUUUAAGAUAGAAUCUGAGUGGACAACAUACGAAGAUGAGGUUGUCAGUCUAACUAUCGAGAACUCAAUACCAGAGGAUGAAGGAGAAUACACAAUUAAGGCAGUCAAUGAUAAAGGCGUUGCCACGAGCAGUGCCGAGGUUCUGGUGCACCUUGAAGCUCCAGUUUUCACCAAACAGCUCUCAGACGUCAUUAUUGAGCUGUCACAAACUGCUGUCUUUGAAUGUGUUGUUACAGGAAUACCUAAACCUAAAGUGUCAUGGCUUGUUGAAGACACCCCUAUUGAGGAGGGUCCAAAAUAUAGCCUCAGUUACCAAGACAAUGUAGCUACUCUAAAGGUGAAGGACGUAUCUAUGGACGAUUCACCAAUAUUUGUAACUUGUAAAGCAGAAAAUGUUGCCGGAGAAGCACGAACCUCUGCAGAACUUGCUGUUGAAGUUCCCAAAACAGAAAGUCCAGUACCUGAAAAAAAUCCAAAUUGUCUCCUUUAUUUGUGGUGUAAUUAUCUACUUUCAGAAACAGAAAAGGUCAAGAAAGAUGACACAACAGCUGUUGUCAAACCGGAGGGCAAGAAACCCGAGUUUGUUCUCAAGAUUAAAACACAAACACUUGAUGAGGGUGACCAGGUUGACUUUAACUGUGAGGUUAUUGGUGAACCUAAGCCUGACAUCAAAUGGUUAUAUAAUGGUGAGGAAGUGAAAUCCGAGGGCAAGUAUAUGAUCUACGAGGAAGAAUGUCUUCAUCACCUCGAGAUAACCGAUAUCGUACCGGAAGAUGCUGGAGAAUAUAUGGUGAAGGUAGAAAAUACCCUCGGCAAGGCAACUUGCACAGCUCAGUUACAAGUUAUAGAAAAACCCAAAGAAGAAGUACAAAAACUUGAAGCACCAAAAUUCACAAUUGAGAUUCAAACUGUAGAAACAACAGUGGGUGAGAAGGCUUCAUUCUUCUGUAAAGCCAAGGGUAACCCCGUACCAAAUAUCCUUUGGUACAAGGAAGACAAAGAAAUCACCAAAAAAGACAAUAGGUUUACCAUAGAACAUGGAAAGGAAGGGGAUUCCUCGUUACUUAUUAUAGAUGUUAUCCCAGAGCAUGAUGGGAAGUACAUGGCUGAAGCUAAAAAUGAGGUUGGAACAGCCACAACUAAAGCUGAGCUCUUUGUUCAUGAUAAAGAAGAGACCUAUGCACCAGAAUUUAUCAAAUCACCCACUGAAGUCAUAUCCAGGGAGCGUGACCGUGCCCAGUUCCUGGUCAAAGUCAUAGGCAUGCCUAGCCCUACAGUGACCUGGAAGAAGGAUGACAAGCCUCUGGAUGACACAGAUCUUUAUCAUAUUGAGAGUUACGAGGAUACUUACUGUUUUGAGAUCAAGGACACGAGCCCUGAAGAUGCUGGCACAUAUACUUGUGUUGCUACCAAUGAAGUUGGUGAAGCUAUCUGUGAAAUACCUCUUGAGGUCAAAGGAGACAAUGAUCUACUUAUUGAACCAGAGGAGGUUACUCGUGAUGAAAGGAUCACAGAAUCACCUCUUGUGCUCAGAUCUCAGGAACUCUCACAACCACCAGAAUUUACUGAAACUCUCACUGAUAUUACUGCAAUGGAAGAGAAACCCAUGACCUUGACUUGUAAGGUUGUUGGAUUACCAAGACCAGAAGUAGCCUGGCUCAAAGAUGGUAAGGAGUUGAUACUAACACCAAACAUCAAACAAUCUUAUGAUGAAGAUACAGCCAUUCUUACCAUCAACAAAAUGUCCAUGGAUUAUGAUGGAGAAUAUAAAUGUAUAGCAGAAAACUCGGCUGGUACAACAGAAACUGUUGCUAAAGUCGUUGUAGAAGGUAAGAUGGAAGGUCCAGAAUUUACAAGACCACUUGCGGAUCGUGAGUGCCGUGAAGGAAGACCAGUCAAGUUUGAAUGUGCUACCAAGGGCAUUCCUAAACCUGAUGUCAAAUGGUUCAUCAAUGACCAGCCCAUUGAGCCAGGUCUUAAGUUCCACACCGAACAACGUAAAGGUUUCGGUGGCGACAUUACACAUAGUCUUAGUAUUGACAACACAGAAGUUGAUUAUGCUGGCAAGGUCAAGGCUGUUGCCACAAACAAAGCUGGAGAAGUUGAAACCACGGCAACUCUUACUGUUGAAGAGAAGAAAGAGACUCCUAAAUUUGUCCGCAAACUUGAGAAUAUUGACACAAUUGAGAAACAGACUAUAACCUUCGAAGUUGAGGUCACAGGAAAACCCAAACCCCAUGUCACAUGGUCAAAGGGCAAUGUGGAACUUCAGAAUAUGGAGAAUAUUGUCUUAGAAGCCACAGAUCGUGUUCAUACAAUGACCUUGAAAAAUGUCAAACCUGCUGAUGCUGCCCUCUAUAGUGUCAAGGCCCACAACCCUGCGGGACAAACUUCCUGCAGUGCUCGACUUAAAGUUGCUCCUGCAAGACGACCAAGUUUCAUGCGUCGUAUGUCAGAUAUUCUUGCUCCAGAAAACGGAGAGGCCAAGUUUGACUGUAAGGUUGAAGGAUUCCCAUUACCUGAGGUGAAAUGGUUCAUCAAUGACAAGGAGCUUGAACCAAGUGAAAAUGUCAUCAUGGAACAGAAGAAGGACGGCACCUGUGUGUUGACCAUCAAGGAUGCAAGCCCCGACAUGCAGGGUGAGGUCCGUGCUGUAGCUGCCAAUGUUGGCGGAGAGGAUCUCUGUAAUGCUAAUCUUGAGGUCAGAGGUCAAGCACCAACCUUUAUCGAAACACCAAUCAAAUGCACAAUCCUUGAAGGAGACGUUGCCAUAUUCAAAUGCCUUAUCAAGGGUGAACCAUCACCCACUGUUGAAUGGUCAAAGGGUAAAUGGUCUAAACUGAAAAACUCUGAUAAAAUUAAUAUGUACAAAGACGAAAAUACCAGUGAAGACAUUCUAGAAAUCAAGGACAUAAAGAAGAAGGAUGCUGGAACGUACAAUAUUAGUGCAACUAACGAGCACGGCACAGAACAAGUGGCCGCAACUUUGAUUGUUACCUCCAAUCCUGAAGAGGCUGAAGACUGGAAGGCCUCUCUUAAACACAGGGAAUAUGAUAGAGAGCACGCGGAGAUUGAAGCCGACUGGUUACCUAACUUAAAACAUGUCGAAGGUGAAGAGGGCUCUCCAGUGAAGGAGGAAGAGAAAGAACUUGUCAAAGAAAAAGAUGAACCUGUCGCAUUCCAGAUUCUCCAGAAACGAAGGAUGUCAGAGCUUGAAGGUAAAAGAGACAAAAUUGAUGUUGAACCAAUUGAGCGUGAAAAGAUUGACCUCGAUAUGGCAGCUCCAACUAAACUUGAGAAAGAUGAGGCCCCAACUGACGAAUUGGAGAAGAAACCAUACAAACAUGAACCUAAAGAGGUUACCAUAGAUGAGGUGGAUGCAACAGAACUUCUUAUACCAAAAGUCAAGUGGGAAUGGACAACACCUCUCAAGGAUGUCAAAGUCAAAGAGACAGAAUCUGCUGACUUCCAAUGCGAGUUCUCUGUAGCAGACGUCAAUGUUACAUGGACGGUAAAAGGGGAACCAGUCGAGGUCAGUCCCAAAUACAGCAUGACCUCAGAGGGCAAGGAACACAAACUCACCGUGGCUAAAUGUCGACCUAGAGAUGUUGGAGAGGUCACAUGUUCUUACUCAGACUACACAACAAGUGCUAACUUAGAUGUGGAAGAAAUGGUAAAAGAAUUUACUGUUAAACUUGACGACACAUCAGCUGUUGAGAACACAGAAGCCACAUUCACAUGUGAAACCAAUGAUGAUGAAGCUGAGGUCGUCUGGAUGCUUGACAACAAGCCUCUACCUGUCUCUGAUAAAUAUAAAACCCAAAGUGAAGGAACUACGCAUACUCUCACAAUUUUUGACUUAACAUCCAAUGAUAACUGUGAUGUCUCAGCAACAUUUGGAGACCAGUCUACCACAGCUAAACUUGCUGUUGAAGAAAUUACUGCCAAAUACACAGUACCACUAUCAGAUGUUUCAGUAUUAGAGAAGUCUGAUGCAGAAUUUUCAUUUGAAUUGUCACUUCCUGUUGACAAAGUGCGCUGGUUUUUGGAUGAUGUUGAACUUCGACCAAAUAACAAAACACAGUUUAUUGAUGACGGUAAAUUACACAAACUGAUCCUCAAGGAUGUUGAUGUGACCGAUGAAGGUCAAGUCAGUGUUCUUGUUGGUGACAAGAAAUCUACAGCAAAUCUAUUUGUUCAGGAAUUAUCACCAGACUUUAUGAAGCCAUUAUCUAAUGUAACUGUUAAAGAACAUGAAAAUGUGGAAUUCGUGACAGAGGUGAACAAAGAAGGGGUUACUGUGAAAUGGUUUGUGGAUAACAAAGAAAUUGAAGAAGACGAACGAUUUGAGAUUUACUCAGAGGGUCGCACUCAUAGGCUUAUCAUUAAGAAUGCUGUAAUGCCAGACUCUGGUGAGAUUAUGGCUAGAGUUGAAGGAAAGACCCAGAAAGCUACCCUAGAAGUACAAGAAAUCCCUGUUGAAAUUGUUGCUGAGCUAACAGAACAACAUGUUGAAGAACAUAAGGCCUCGUUUUUCACGUGCGAGGUAAAUAAACCCGACGUUACUGUCACCUGGUUGAGAAAUGGCGAAAAAAUCAAAGAAAGUGAGAAACAUCAGAAAAUCGAAGAUGGAACCACCCACACACUUGUUAUCAUGGAUACAGACAAAUCUGAUGUUGGUGAAUACACUGUUGUCAUUGGCGACAGAAGAAGUUCUGCACAGUUACAUCUGGAUGAGAGCCCUAUAAAUGUUUCUUUGACACUAAAUCGUCAUCACAUUGAAAGUUUGCACCAGACUGAGCAACUAGCAACUUUCACCUGUUUGACCUCCAAGUCAGCUGUAGAGGUCAAAUGGUAUAAAGACAAAGACGUAGUUAAGCCAAGUAGUAAGUACGAGCUUCAAAACUUCGGACGUGAACACCGACUCACAGUGCAUGACCUUUGCAUGUCUGAUUAUGGGGAUUAUGCAGUCUCCAUAAGGAGUUUACGAAAAUUUCCACAAACGCACGUUUCCAUAGAGCCCCCGACACAGUUUAUUAUCCCACUUAGUGAAGCCACAUGCCAGGAAGGUGAUGAUGUGACCUUCACCUGCGAAAUUACCGAUGACAAAAUCCCGGCACGUUGGUUCAAGGACGAAGAGAAACUUCAACCAUCAGACAAAUAUGUAAUGAAAAAAGAUGGCCGCAAACACUCGCUGACCAUCAAGAAUGCAACUCUCGAGGAUAGAGCUGAAUAUACCAUCAAUCUUAAAGAUGGGAAAAGCAGUGCUCCACUCUUUGUUGAAGAAACUCCUCUGGAGUUCACAAUGCCUUUACAAGAGCAGACGGAAUGUAUUGAAGGAGAUACUGUCACCCUCGUCUGUGAGGUGAACAAGCCCAACAAACCAGCCAUGUGGCUACGUGAUGGAGAACAGAUCGUCCCAGGUGAUGGAGUGGAAAUAACUGUGGAUGGUAACAUUCAUAAACUGUUGUUACGUCGUGCAUCUCUGGACAGUGAAGCAGAAUAUACAUGUAUGAUUGGCAAUGUUGACACGACAACCAUGCUCUAUGUUGAAGAACCUGCAGCAGAGUUUACUCAUCGUCUAAGUGACGUCUCUGGACAAGAAGGUGAAGACAUUGAGAUGUACGUGGAAUUAAGCCGACCAGAUGUUCCGGUUAACUGGAUGAAGAACCGAAUGCCACUUAAACCCAGUGAAAGAAUCCACAUUUUGUGUGAACGCUAUCGUCAGGUGCUCCAGAUUUUGGACGCUAUUCCAGAGGAUGAAGGCGAAUACACUGUAUGCUUGCCUGAUAAAACGGAAUCCUCCGCCAUCGUUAAGAUAAAAGAAAAAGCUCCAGAAUUCAAUAAGCCACUUGAUGAUCAGACAGUUAAGGAAAAGGACAUUUUGACCUUGACCUGUGAACUCACAAAACCGGACGUUCCUGUCAAAUGGCUGAAAAAUGGAAAAGAGAUCCAACCAGACGAUAGAGUAAAAUUCUCAGUUGACCAAUACCAGCAUCAGUUGGUCGUAGCCGAUGUCACAUUAUCUGAUGCCGACAAAUACACUUGUGUUUGUGGAGAUGUUAGCACGGAGUGUACCAUUAAGGUUGAAGAACAACCAGUAGAAUUCACUAAACCACUAGAAGACCAAACAGUCAAGGAGAAGGAAACUUUGACCUUGACAUGUGAACUCAACAAACCAGACAAAAAGGUCAAAUGGCUGAAAAAUGGCAAAGAAAUCAAACCAGAUAAACGCAUUAAAUUCUCAGUCGACCAGUAUCAACGUCAGCUUAUUAUGACAGAUGUCACAUUGACUGACUCGGACAAAUACACUUGUGUUUGCGGGGAUGUCAGUACGGAGUGUACCAUUAAGGUUGAAGAACAACCAGUGGAAUUCACUAAACCACUAGAAGACCAAACAGUCAAGGAGAAGGAAACUUUGACCUUGACAUGUGAACUCAACAAACCAGACAAAAAGGUCAAAUGGCUGAAAAAUGGCAAAGAAAUCAAACCAGAUAAGCGCAUCAAAUUCUCAGUUGACCAGUACCAACGUCAGCUAAUUAUGACGGAUGUCACAUUGACUGACGCGGACAAAUACACUUGUGUUUGCGGGGAUGUCAGUACGGAGUGUACCAUUAAGGUUGAAGAACUUCCUGUGGAAUUCACACGGCCCUUGGCUGACCUCCAAUUCAAAGAGAAGAAAAAGAUGACAUUGACCUGUGAACUUAAUAAACCUAACAAACAGGUGAAAUGGCUUAAGGAUGGUGAAGAAAUUAAACCAGACAAGCGUAUCAAGAUGUCAGUGGACAAGAAACAACAUCAAAUGGUCAUUGCCGAUGUCACUGUAGAAGAUGAAGGCAAAUACACUUGUGUAUGCGAUGAUGUCAACACAGAAUCUAGCAUUACUGUUGAAGAACUACCAGUAGAAUUCACAAAACCACUCAAGGAUAAAAAGGUGAAAGAGAAGGAAACUUUGACCUUGACCUGUGAACUUAAUAAACCAAACAAACCAGUGAAAUGGUUAAAGAAUGGUGAAGAGAUUGUCCCCGAUGACAGGGUUAACUUCUCUGUUGACCAGUAUUUACAUCAACUGGUUAUAGCAGACGUCACAGUGACUGAUGCAGACAAAUAUACGUGUGUUUGUGGAGAUGUUAGCACUAAAUGCACCAUUAAAGUUGAUGAAUUGCCAGUUGAGUUCACCAAACCACUUACCGACCAGACAAUCAAGGAAAAGGAAACAUUGACCUUGACCUGUGAGGUCAACAAACCAAAUGCUCCAGUCAAAUGGCUGAAGAAUGGCAAAGAGAUCAAACCAAAUGACAGAAUCAAUUACUCUGUAGAUAUGUACUUACAUCAACUUGUUAUCACAGAUGUAACUCUAGAGGAUGCCUCAAAAUACAGAUGUGUCUGUAAAGACGUCAGUACUACAUGUACUGUCAAGGUCGAAGAAUUACCAACAGAAUUUACCAAACAGCUUGAGGACACUAAGACACAUGUGAAGGAGACAGUCACCCUCACAUGUGAGCUUAACAAACCGAAGAAAUCAGUCAAGUGGAUGAAGGACGGCAAACCUCUACGUCAGACGAGAAACAUCAAAUGUUCAGUAGAUGCUUAUACCCAUCAGCUUGUGUUUACAGAUAUAACUUUACAGGAGACAGGAACUUAUAGCUGUACAUGUGGCGAUGUAUCAACAUCAUGCACUGUCACAGUCGCAGAAGAACCAGUCAAGAUUACCAAACCUUUGACUGAUAGUGAAGUUGAUGAGAAAGAGGAAGUAACUCUUACAUGUGAAGUCAACAAACUUGGCAAGAAACCAGUCUGGUUCCUUGAUGAAGAGGAAAUUAAGCCUAAUGACAGGGUCAAGGUCACAUCAAGAGGACUGGUUCACAAACUCACAAUCCAAACCUCAAAACUUCAUGAUGAAGGAAAAUACACUGUGGCAUUUGAUGAUGUGAAAUCUACAGCUAAUCUCACAGUCAAACCAUUGCCUGUUGAGUUUAUUGCUCCAUUACAAGACUUGGAAAUUACAAAGAAAUCAUCAGUAGCUCUGGAAUGUGAAGUUAAUAAACCUGAUGCUGAAGCCACAUGGACUAAAGAUAACCAACCAAUCAGCAUUUCUGAUGGAUAUGACAUAAGACAUGAUCAAACAAGACAUUCCCUCCACAUCAAUGAGGCGAAACCAGAAGAUAGUGCAGAAUACACUGUUACUGUUGAUAAUAAAUCAAGCACAGCCACACUCAAGGUCAAAGAUGAGGAGGCAGUUGAGUUUACUGCACCACUAGAAGACAAGAAGAUCCAGGAAGGUGAAGAUGUCACUCUAGAGUGUACUGUAUCCCAGCCCGACCUUACAGCUGAAUGGAAGAAGGAUGGUUCCCCAGUGGAGGCCUCUGAGAGGAUCAAACCCAAGUCUGUAGACACCACUCACACUCUUCAUAUUGAAAACGUGAGUGCAGAGGAUUCUGGCGAGUACGAAGUCCAAGUCGGCGAUACCACAUCAAAGUCUUCUAUAGAAGUUGAAGAAACACCCCUUGCAUUCAUACGCAAGCUGUCAGAUAUUGAUGUUGGUGAAUUACCUGGUACCGCUACAUUUGAGUGCGAGCUCAACAAAGACAAUGUUGCAGUGAAAUGGUACCGUGACAACAAGUCCCUGGUUCCCAACAAGAAAUAUAAGAUGAUUGAUGAGGGGCCGGUACACAAGCUACAGGUCAAUGACAUUGAUGGUGAAGAUGAAGGCAAAUACUGGGUCAUUGCUGAUGGACUCAAAUCUGAAGCUUCCCUCUUUGUAGAAGUUCCGCCAGAAUUAUUCUUGGACAAGAAGUUUGAAGAAACUGUCACUCUUAAGCGUGGCCAAUCUACUGCAUUUGAGAUACCAUUCAAGGGCAGCCCGCAGCCAACAGUCACAUGGUUGUAUAAUGGAGGAGAUCUUCCAGACGCGAAGAGAAUGGAAGUUCAGACUAUUCGUAACAUGACCACCUGUCGACUUGGUAAAGUUAUUCGAACUGACGCAGGCGAAUAUACCCUCACUCUUGAGAACACUGUUGGCAAGACUUCACUGACAAUUACUCUCAAUGUAUUAGAUAAACCAUCUGCACCACAAGACGUAUCUGCUGACAAUGUCACAGCUGAGUCAUGCGACUUACACUGGCAACCACCAAAAGACAAUGGCGGCAGCGAUAUCAAACAGUACGUUGUAGAGAAACGUGAAGCCAACAGACGCUCCUGGAACAAAGUCAGCACAAGUGCUACUCUGGAAAUGACCAUUCCCAAAUUGACUAAGAAUAUACAGUAUGUUUUCCGAGUUGCCGCUGAAAAUGACGUUGGCAUCGGAGAAUUUGCUGAACUACCAGAACCAGUAACUGCUAAAGACACAUUCACUGUACCGGAUGCACCAGAGGCACCUAAAGUUAGUGAGGUACUGAAGAAAUCAGCUCUGGUUGCCUGGCAACCACCAACCAAUGAUGGUGGCUCACCAGUAAUUGGCUAUCAUCUUGAAAGAAAGACUGAUGUAGGCUCACGCUGGAUCAAGGUCACCAAGAAGCUUGUACCAGAAUUAAGCAUGCCUGUUAACGACCUUGAGGAAAGCCUUACAUAUCAGUUCAGAGUUAUUGCUGAGAAUAAAGCUGGACCAAGCAAACCAAGUGAGCCCUCACAACCAAUAACAGCAAAGGAUCCAUGGGACAAACCAUCUCGACCUGGUGUACCGGAAAUAAUGGGAACAGAUAAAUCAUCUGUUGCCCUCAAAUGGUCGCCACCUUCAACUGACGGUGGUGAUUCUGUAGAUUACAUCAUCGAAUAUCGCAGACAAGGUUCGUCCACUUGGAAACGUGCCAACAGUGUCCCGGUACAAGAGACAAAUUUCAGUGUACCAGGUUUGAAAGAAGGUGACGAAUAUGAAUUCCGUAUCACAGCUCAGAAUAAGGCAGGCUUAGGACCAUCCUCCGAAAUUUCACAGGCAGUGAGAGUGGAAACUCCUCUUGUUGGAGUACCACCCAAGAUUUUGGAACCUUUGAGUGAUGUUGUUGUUAUUGCACCUAAAGACGCCAUCUUAGAAUGUGAUCUUGAACUUGGCGAACCAGAAUCAGAUAUUAAAUGGUUCAAGGGCAAUAAGGAGGUUAAGAAGAGUCCAAAAUAUGAGAUGAGUUAUGAGGAUGAUAUUGCGGCCCUUGUGAUUCACAAGACUGAACCAGAUGACACUGGAACCUACAGUCUCCAGGCAACCAACCCACUGGGCAAGGUCAAAUCUGAAGGCAGUCUAGCUGUACAUACACAUCCUAAACUAGACUAUGAUAACAGACUUAAGGGAAUACAGAACAUCAAGGCUGGUACCACUCUCUCUCUGCCAGUCAACACAAGUGGAAUCCCCAAUCCAACCAUUGCAUGGUUCUUGGAUGAGGAACCAAUGGAGAAAUCAUCAAGGGUUACCAUAGAAACCACAGAUGACAAAACAACCUUGACGAUCAAGAACAGUACCAUAGACGAUACUGGUGUUUAUACAGUUGAGGCUGAGAACACUGUAGGAAAGGCAGUGGCUGACUUUGAUGUCAAUGUUAAAGACAAACCAUCCAAGCCACAAAAUCUGUCCGUAUCCGAGGUGAUGAAGGAUUCUAUUGUGUUGUCAUGGCAACCACCAACCAAUAAUGGUGGCAGUGACAUCACUGCUUACAUCAUCGAGAAGAGAGAUGCUAAGAGAAAUACAUAUACACAAGUUGAGAAGGUGACUGGAUUAACCAAUACAUACGCAGUACAGAAACUCCUUGAGGGUAAUGAAUAUUAUUUCCGGGUCUCGGCAGAGAAUGACAUUGGUAAAGGGGAACCAGCUGAAAUGGAGGCACCCAUCAUGGCCAAAUGUCCAUUUGAUGUACCUGAUUCACCCAAGCAUCUCCAGGCACCAGAGGUUACCAAAUCAAGCGUAACAUUGACUUGGGAGGUUCCACAGAAAGAUGGUGGCUCACCAAUUACUGGUUAUGUAUUGGAACGCUGCCAACUGCCUGGUUCCCGCUGGGUGAAGGCAAGCAAGAAACCAAUCUCAGACACAAUGUUCACAGUACCAGAUUUGUAUGAAAACACAGAAUACCAAUUCCGAGUUUCUGCAGUAAAUGCAAUUGGUGUUGGUAAACCAUGCGAGCCAACCAGUCCAAUCAAGGCCAAGGAUCCAUAUGACAAACCAAGUGCACCAGGUGUACCUAAUGUCACUGAGGUAACAAACACAACUGCCAAUCUGGACUGGACCCCACCUACAAAAGAUGGUGGUAGCCCAGUCUAUAACUAUUUGAUUGAAUACAAACCAGUCUCUGGUAAGAAAUGGCUCCCAGCUAACAAAGGACAGACUACGCCAGAAACCAGCUUUACUGUAACUGAUCUACCAGAAGGUGAAGUCUGUGAGUUCCGAGUGACUGCUGAGAAUAAAGCUGGACUCGGAAAACCAUCAGAUGUCUCAGAAAAGGUCACAGUGAAAGCUCCAGUUGUUGGAGAAGCUCCAUCUGUCCUUGAAGGACUUCCAGAUGUGUCAGUCCUACUUGGAGAAAACGCUUACAUAGAAUGUAAGAUAAGCGGGGAGCCAGAACCUACCAUUGCCUGGUUCCGUGAUUCUAAGGAAAUCAGAGAGAAUAAGAAAUACCAGUUUGACUAUACCGAUCUUGUUGCCUCCAUCAAGAUCAAUGAAGUUUCAGAGAAAGACGCCACUAGUAUCACCUGUGAAGCUUCUAAUGACCUUGGCUCUGUGAAAACAACAGGUCAACUUGAAGUUCAAGACAAACCUAAACUUGACUACGACAACAAGUUCCGUGAUAUUGUGACCUUGAACUCUGGCUCAACCUUGAAAAUACCAGUCAAGGUAUCUGGUCUACCCAAGCCUUCUGUGACUUGGAGCAAAGACGAAAAACCAGUCAGAUCCCAUGGACGCUUAACUCUUGACAUUAGUGAUAAAGCAACAACAUUGACCUUGAAAAAGGUCACAAGAGAGGAUGAUGGUCUAUACUCGAUCCUGGCUGAAAAUGAGGCUGGACAAGCUACAGCUAAAUUUGACAUUGAAGUUAUUGAUGUUCCAGAGAAACCAGAAAAUCUUACGAUUGAUGAAGUAACUCGUGACAGUGUUACAUUGUCAUGGCAACCACCAAAAGAUGAUGGAGGUACUGACAUUUUAUCUUACAUCAUUGAACGCAGAGAUCAAGGUCGUUCCAUGUGGAUGAAAGUCACGACAGUUGACGCUGCAGAAUUAUCUUACUGCGUCAAAGACCUUGUUGAAGGAAAGGAAUACUUUUUCCGCGUCUCUGCCAAAAAUGAAGUUGGAAUUUCGGAGCCAAUCGAAGUAGACAAAGCUGUUACCCCAAAGAGUGGAUUUGAAGUACCAUCAGCACCAGUAGGCCCUCUGGCUGUCUCUGACAUCACAGCUGACAGUGUCACGUUGUCAUGGCAACCACCAAAACAAGAUGGCGGCUCACCAAUCACAAAAUACCUUGUUGAGAAAUGUGACACAAAGAAAAUGUCCUGGAGCCCCGUUGCUGAGGUUGAUGCAAACACUUUAAAUCAGACAGUCGGAAAACUGAUGGAAAAUCAGCCAUACUUGUUCAGAGUGUCAGCCAUAAAUGCUGAAGGACAAAGUAAACCACUUGUGACUGACACAGAAAUUAAACCUAAAAAGCCAGCAGAAGCUCCAAGUAAGCCAGGCAGUAGUGUGACCUUCACAAAACCAACCAAAGACAGUGUUGUCCUAAACUGGACCGCACCAAAGAAAGAUGGCGGUGCACCAAUUAAAUCCUACAAGAUCGAAGUGUCAGAGGAUGGCAAAAUUUGGCGUGACUUGACAACAGCCAAUAAAUUAUCGACACAAUUCACGGUGAAAGAUCUUGAGACGGGAAAAGAUUAUUACUUCAGAGUCUCAGCUGAGAAUGAUGUUGGAUAUGGUGAAUGUGCAACAUCAGAAGUAUUUAAACCAGUUAAACCAAUAGAAGCUCCAGAGAAACCUGAGUCAGUAGAGGUUCUGGAUGUGCAAAAAACUACCGUGAAACUCCAAUGGAAACCCCCAACUUACGAUGGUGGUUCACCAAUUACUGGUUACAUGGUAGAAAAACGUGAUAUGAAGAGACCAACUUGGACAAAUGCUGGUAAAACAUCUAAAGACGUGACUGAGAUCACUGUUGACAAGCUUCUAGAGGGUUCAGAGUACUUGUUCAGGGUCAAAGCUGAGAACAAGAAAGGUCAAAGUGAACCAUGUGAGACCAAAGCACCUAUUGUUGCCAAGAGUCCAUAUGAUGUACCAUCUCAACCAGUUGGGCCUUUGCUCGUUGAUAAUAUCACCAAGGAGUCUGUUGAUCUGUCAUGGCAACCACCAACUUCCGAUGGAGGCUCACCAAUCAAAAACUACCUGAUUGAAUACAAACAACCAUCAAAAUCUAAUUGGGUAAAGGCAGGAACCACAGAUGGGUUGACAACAGAUUUUACUGUUGAAGGACUGAUGGAUGGAUUAGAUUAUGUGUUCCGUGUAUCAGCCAUAAAUGAGGAGGGUCAGAGUAAACCUCUCGAAACAGAAAAAUCGGUGAAACCACAAAAGAAAAUUGCUCCACCUUCUGCCCCAGAAGACCUCAAGGUUGUCAAAGUAGACAAAGAUUCUGUAACCAUUGAAUGGAAGAAACCUGCCAGCGAUGGUGGCUCUAAGCCCACUGCCUUUAUUGUCAGUAAAUGUGAGGCUAAAUCAGAUGAAUGGGUCAAGGUCACGACCUUGAAGCCACAAGAAAUGGUGUACAAGUUCAAGGACUUACCAGAGAAGAAGUUUUACUUCUCAGUAGCAGCAGAGAACGCAGCCGGUGUUGGUCCUGCAGCUGAAACACAGAAACCAGUGAAACCUGAGUACCCAUUAGGUCCACCAAGCACACCAGUUGGUCCACUAACAGCUUCCGACAUUGAUGGAACUGAGCUCACAUUGUCAUGGCAACCACCAGAACAUGACGGAGGUGCUCCACUCACCGGAUAUUUCAUUGAGAAACGUGAAGGUUUCAAACAAUUCUGGGGCAAGGUAGCUAGAAUACCUGCAGAUACAGAGACAUAUCAUGUGACCGAUUUAACUGAGAAUACAAACUACCUGUUCCGUGUGUCUGCUGAAAAUAAAGAAGGGUCGAGUAAACCAUUAGAGAUGAAAGAUUCAGUAACACUGAAGAGUGCCUACAAAGCACCAGACCAACCUGUAGGACCAAUCAAAAUCUCUGAUGUUACACAAGACUCGGCAACUGUAACCUGGAAACCACCACGUAACGAUGGCGGUUCCCCAAUCACUGGCUACAAUAUAGAGUACAGAGAAUCUCGCCGCGGUUCAUGGACCAAGGCUGGUUCUGUUGAUAAAGACACAACAUCAUGGACCCAGUCCAAGCUUCUGGAGGACAAUGAAUAUUUCUUCAGGGUCACGGCUGUCAACAAGAAAGGUGAAAGUUCACCACUAGAGGGACAGGAAACUGUUAAACCACUUAAACCUCUAGGUGCCCCAGGUAAACCCGAAGAUGUAAAGGUCAAGGAUGUCAAGAAUGAUACAGUGUUCUUGGCCUGGAAUAAACCAAAGGAAGAUGGCGGGUCUAAGAUUAACUCAUAUACUGUCCUUAUGAAGGAAGAUGAUGGUGAAUUCAAAGAAAUUGCAAAACUUAAAUCAUUUGACAAUGAGUAUAAAGUCAAAGGUCUUGAACCCGGCAAAAACUACAAGUUUGCUGUUAUUGCUGGGAACAAGGUUGGAGACAGUGAAGCUACUGAAACAACUACACCAACUGUUCUGAAAAAGAAAGCUACAAAACCAUCAGCACCAGUUGGACCAAUCGUAUUCUCCGAUAUUCAGAAAACUUCCGUUGUGAUUACAUGGAAACCAUGUGAGGAUGACGGUGGAGCCCCGUUGACUGGUUACUAUAUCGAAAUGAGAGAGGCAUCAAAAACAUCGUGGAGCAGGGUAACAACUGUAAAUGCUGAUAUAACAUCGUACUGUGUACAGAGAUUAAAGGACAGACAAGAAUACUUCUUCCGAGUAUUUGCUGAGAACAAGAUUGGCAAGUCAGACGCCCUUGUCUCUGAUGGUGUGACUGUCAAAUCACCAUUUGAUGUACCAGAUGCUCCUGAAGGCCCAGUAGAAUUCAGUGACAUCACCAAAGACUCUGUUACAUUGUCAUGGAAACCACCAAACAAAGAUGGCGGAUCAGAAGUGACAGGUUACGUGAUCGAACAACGUGACACACGUAGAUCAACAUGGACGAAGGCUGGUACAGUUAACGGUACAACUACAACUUACACAGCUACCAGACUGAUCGAAGACAACGAGUACAUAUUUAGAAUUACAGCAGAGAACAAGGAAGGUCCUAGUGCAGUCCUAGAAUCAUCACCAGUCAAACCUUGUAGACCUAAAGCUGUGCCAUCGGCACCUACACUUCUCACUGUACAAGACAGGAAACCAACCAAUGUGACCUUGACCUGGAAACCACCUAAAGAUGGUGGCAGUGACAAAAUGCAGGCUUAUCAUAUCUUUGUUCGUGAAGGUGAAGGCAAAUGGUUUGGGGUCGGCAAGGUCAAGGCAUUUGAUAUGGAAUAUAAGGUUGAUAACCUGAAAACAGAUAAACCGUAUUACUUUGCUGUGUGUGCAGAAAAUUCUGUUGGCAAAGGACCAUUGGCUGAGACAGACACACCAACUGUUCUGAAAAAACGAACAGUUGCCCCAUCACCACCAGUUGGACCAAUUGAAUUCUCCAACAUAACCUGUACCUCCGUCACUGUAACCUGGCAACCACCAGAGGAUGACGGAGGAGCAAAGGUCAAAGAGUACAUUUUGGAAGCUAAAGAAGUAACAAGAGCAUCUUGGUCUAAGGUGGCAACUGUUAGCUCAGUCAGUACAUCUUACGAUGCUGAGAAACUUAAAGACAAGCAAGAAUAUGUGUUCCGUGUCUCGGCAGUGAAUUCUGUUGGCCAAUCAGAGCCCUUGGUUUCAGACAAAGUCCAGUUGACCUCUCCAUAUGAUGUUCCAUCUAAACCUGUCGGACCAAUAAACGUGUCAAAGGUCACUGAGUCAUCUGCUACAUUGUCAUGGCAACCACCUGCCUAUGACGGAGGAGCACCUGUCAAACACUACAUCGUUGAAAGUAGAGAGGGUAUCUCUGGAAUUUGGAAAAAGGUGGCUGAAGUCCGUCCUACAGAAACAAAGUACAAGGCUGACACAUUGAGAAUUGGCAGUGAUUAUGACUUCCGCGUUAUAGCUGUCAAUGUCGAAGGUCCGAGUGAACCAUUACAAACCUCAGAACCUGUUGAAAUUAGGAAGAAAAUAGGUGAACCAGAAGCUCCUGCCACUCUCAAGGUCACAAAGGUGUCACCAGACUCAGCAGACCUCAAAUGGACGCCACCCACGAGUGAUGGUGGAUCAAAGGUCAAAGGUUAUCAUGUUUACAUGGCAACAAGCCCAGGAGAAUGGACGGAGGUUGGCCAGACAAAGAGUUUUGAUGAGAAGUUUACUGUACCAAAUCUGACAGAAGGUCAGUCAUAUUACUUUGCUGUGGCAGCAGAAAACGACGCUGGUGUUGGACCUAAGGAAGAACUUGACAAACCAGUUAUUGCCCAGAAACCUAAAGGAAAACCAUCAAUUCCAGAAAGUCCAUUUGAUGUUGUCAAGGUAACAGAGGACAGUAUCAAGUUCUCAUGGCAACCAAGCAAAACAGACGGAGGUUCUCCAAUCACAGCAUAUAUCCUCCAGAUGAGAGAAAGCUGGAAAUCAAAAUGGAGUGAAUGUGGAAACACUGAGCCCGACACAUGUGACUUCACUGCAAAGAAGUUGAAGGACGGAGAAGAAUAUUUCUUCCGUGUUUGUGCAGAAAAUGCAGUUGGACAAUCUGAUUUCUUAGAAAUGCCUAAAGCAAUAAAGGCAGAAAAACCAAAGACUGCACCAAGUCCACCACAGAACGUCAAAGUUACCAAAGUAUUGACUGAUGGAACAGCCAACUUUGAAUGGAAAGCUCCUGCUGAUAAUGGCGGAUCCAAAAUACACCACUACCAUGUGUACAUUAGUCACGAGGGUAAGGAUGACUGGAAGGACGUAGAAACUACUGAUGCAUACAAACUCAACUCUCAGGUUAAAGACUUGAAGUAUGAAAAGAAUUACAUUAUUGCUGUCACUGCUGAAAAUGAUGUUGACGAAAGUGAAAUGGCAAUGAUUUCUGAGCCGAUAAAGAUUGACCGACCAAGAGACGUUCCCUCGCCACCAGUUGGACCAGUUGUGUUCUCAAACAUAAAUAAGACAUCAGCAACUAUGAGCUUUAAGAAGAGUAAAAGUGACGGAUACUCACCAAUAACGCACUAUAUUGUAGACGUUAGAGAGAAAUUCAAGCGUACAUAUACCCACAUGACUGAUAUCCGUGCUGAUCAAGAAUUAACUUGUGAACUCACAAAUCUGACAGAGGGACAAGAAUACCAGGUUCAAAUAAGGUCGGUAAACUCUGUUGGCACAUCUAAACCAUUGGAGUCGGACAAUACUGUCAAGCCCAAGAGCCCAUACAGUCCACCAUCUGCACCAAGGAAUGUCAAAACAAGUGACAUUACCACAAGCGGAGGUGUGCUUGAUUGGAAAGCACCGGAGAAAGAUGGUGGCGCCCCAAUUUCUAAAUAUUAUGUAGAAAAACGUGAAAAGACUUACGGCUCAUGGAAACCGGAAGGUACAGUUGAAGCACCAACAACAAGCCUGGAGUUGAAACGGCUACAGGAAGGUGUGGAAUAUUACUUCAAGGUGUGUGCAGAAAAUGAAGCUGGCAAAGGCCCAUUUUCUGACAUGGUUGGACCUGCAAAACCAGAAAAAGAAAAAACUGUCCCUGACAAACCAGUUGGACCAAUCAAAUUCAAAGACAUUGACGCCACCAGUCUCACCCUGGAAUGGCAGCCUCCUAAAAACGAUGGCGGCUCAAAAAUAAGUGGAUACAAAAUUCAGGUUACCACCGAUCAGAAGGUAUGGACGGAUGUAACAAUAUCCCAGAAGACAGUAUACCAAGUGACUCAGCUAACAACUGAUCAGUCAUAUAGAUUCAGGAUCUAUGCUUUCAAUGACAUUGGUGAAAGCAAGCCUCUGGAUUCAGAUGAAGUUAUCUGCACUAUACCUAAAGGUAAACCAGGCCGACCAUGUGAGCCUAUUGAGACUAAGCCAUUAACCAAAGAUUCUGUAGAGUUGUCAUGGCAACAACCAGAACAUGAUGGUGGACACCCAAUCACUGGUUAUAUCAUUGAAAAACGAGACAAGUCAUACACACGUUGGACUCACCACGAGAAGACAGCAGACGCUAAUACGUCGACCAUCUUGAAACGUCUUCAGACUGGUUCUGAGAUGUACUUCAGAGUGGCGGCUGUAAACAAACUUGGCGCUGGUGAACCACUUGAAAUGACUAAACCAAUCACAAUCAAGAGUCCAUAUGAUGUACCAUCUGCUCCAGUUGGACCGCUAGAGAUUUCAGAUGUUACUGAAAAUAGCUGCCUACUCAAAUGGAAACCCUCUGAAAAAGAUGGCGGCAAACCAAUCACCAAAUAUGUGAUUGAAAUUCGUGAAUCUCGCCGAAGCAUGUGGAGCCAGUGUGGUACAGUGGAACCCAACGUUACUAAAUUUAGCCCAAAGAACAUAAUGAUCGGAAAUGAGUAUUACUUCAGAGUGAAAGCUGUUAAUGAUGAGGGAGAAAGUGCACCUCUUGAGGCGCAAGAACUGGUUGUUCCAAAGAAAAAGAUUGAACCACCAAGUAGCCCCCAGAAAUUGACAGUUGAUCGUGUCACAGACAAGGAUGUCAGUGUAACUUGGCGUGCACCAAAGUCCGACGGAGGUGCUCGUAUAAAACAGUACAAGAUUUACAAGAAAUCUGACAAACCAGGCAGUGUAUGGACCGAUGCUGGAACUGUUGAUUCAUUUAAAACAAACGCUACAAUCACGGGACUCUCACCUGAUGAGAAAUACACAUUUGCUGUAAUGGCCGAGAAUGAAAUGGGUCUUGGAGAAAUGGCUGAAACUGAUCGACCAACUGUUCUUCAGAAACCUCUCACUCCACCUUCUGCCCCAGAAGGACCAAUGGAAAUCAAGGAAUUGACUAAAAAUAGCGCAACCUUGACCUGGAAGGAAAGCAGCGAAGACGGAGGUUCACCAAUCACCCAUUACCUGGUUGAACAACGUGAAGCCUGGAAAACAACAUGGACAUAUGUAGAAAAGAAGAAGGCCCCAGCAACGUCUCACAAAUUUACACGUUUGACCGAGGGUGCUGAAUACAUAGUACGAGUAAAAGCUGAAAAUAAGAUAGGACAGUCAGAACCACUGGAAAGUGAGAAAUUCACACCAAAGAACCUGUUUGGCCCGCCCUCAGCUCCUAAAGGCCCACUUGCAGUGUCAGAUCUAACAGCCAACUCUUGCAAACUCUCCUGGAAGGCCCCUGAAAGUGACGGCGGAAAACCACUCAAACAUUACAUUAUUGAACGUCGUGACUCUAAACGUUACACCUGGACUGAGGUAGAAACAGUCAGACCGAAGCAGACAUCUGUUGAUGUGUCUCGUCUUAUCGAAGGUGUAGAAUAUGACUUCCGUGUGUUUGCUGAGAAUGAGGAAGGCAGAAGCCCGGCUCUUGAAACUAAAGACAAGAUUCUGUGCAGAAAAUCUGCAUCAAAACCAGAUACCAUCAGUGGAAAACUUCGUACAAGCGACCUUGGCCAGGAUUCUGUAAAAUUGUCAUGGCAACCACCACUAGAUGAUGGUGGUUCACCAAUCACUCGCUACAUACUUGAGUCACGUGACAUUGGAUCUCGAGACUGGAAACCAUUAACAGAUCUUCCAGCUAAAAACAACGAAUAUGUCGUGAAAGAUCUUGUUGAGGGCGAAGAGUACGAAUUUAGAAUAAUGGCGGAAAAUAGCGUUGGUCGUAGCAAACCUGUAGAGACGGAUUCUCCUGUAAAACCAUACAGAGAUCUUGAAGCUCCAGGCUGCCCAACAGGACCUCUGGUAUCUAGCGACCAAACUAAGGACUCGCUGACAUUGUCAUGGAAACCACCAAAAUAUGACGGAGGCUCACCAAUCACUGGUUACAUGAUUGACAGAAUUGACCUUGAUCAAGGUGGUUGGGUACACAGUGCACGUCUGCCUGCAGAUGCCACCUCUCAUACUAUAGGAAAUCUUGCCAAAAACCAUCGUUAUAACUUCAGAGUUUAUGCACAAAAUAAAAUUGGAACAAGUGAACCAAUUGAACUGUCUGAAGCUGUUAAACUCACCAGUGGCAUAGAUGUGCCAUCUGCUCCAGAGAAACUGAAGGUGAAGGACUUCACCAACGAUUCUAUCAGUAUUCAAUGGUCUGCCCCUACCUCAACAGGUGGCGCACCAAUCACUGGAUACACAAUUGAGAAGCGUGACAUGAGUCGCCAGCAGUGGAGCAGAGUUGAUGGUGUUGACAAAAAGCAGACGUCAUACACUAUUCCUAACCUCCUGGAAGGAAGACCUUACUUGUUCCGUGUCAUGGCUGAGAACUCUGAAGGACUUGGAGGACCAGCCGUCCUUGAAAAUCCAGUCGUACCAGAACAAGAAGUCUCUGCACCGAAUGCCCCUGAACUUCUUGAGGUAACCAGUCUUGAGAAAGACUCAGCCUCCAUUCGCUGGAAGAGACCAAAGUUUGACGGAGGAGCCCAAAUAACAAACUAUCUUAUAGAAAAACGUGAAGAAUUUAAAGAUGACUGGACCAAGGUCAAACAAGUUGACAAUUUCCAGUUAAACUAUCAAAUAAGAGACCUGGUACCAGACAAAAAAUACUACUUCCGGGUCACUGCUAAAAAUAGCAUAGGUCUCGGAGAACCAUGUGAAUUGCAGGAACCAGUCGUUCCAAGCAGACCAGCUGAUAAACCAGGUAAACCUACAGGACCAUUAGAAGUUAGUGACAUCACUGCUGACCAUGUCAGAUUGUCAUGGCAACCACCAGAAUAUGACGGAGGUUCACGUAUUACUGGCUAUCUUGUUGAAAAGUCAGAGGCUAGGCGCCCCAAAUGGCUACGUGUUGCACGUGUUGGACCCUCAGAUUUAUCUGCUGAUUUGGAUAAUCUUGUAGAAAAUACAGACUAUUAUUUCAGAGUAAUUGCUGAGAAUAAGAUGGGAGUUAGCUCCCCUCUGGAGACAUCCAAACCAGUGAAACCAGUCAGUCCAUACAAUCCACCAAGUGCUCCUGUUGGACCAAUCAAAGUACUGCAAGUAACCCGUGACUCAGCAACCAUUCAGUGGGAACCACCCACUUCAGAUGGUGGCACUCCAAUAAAAAAUUACCUUGUUGAGAAACGUGAGGGCACUCGCAGAUCUUACAUUCACAUCGGCAAAACAGAUGCUGACCGAAGCAAGAUAACGGUUUCCGGCUUGAGAGAGGAUACUGAUUAUCACUUUAAGGUGAUGGCUGAGAAUAAAGUGGGAAUAAGUCCUGGUCUAGAGACCGUGGAACCAGUUGUACCAAAGAGGAAAUACGAAGUACCUCAGCCUCCAAAUGCCCUCCGAACAUCUGAUGUUGGUAAAAACUCUUUGACACUAAAUUGGGAGCCCCCAUACGGUGAUGAUACCAUAACCGGAUAUAUUCUAGAGAAGAGAAAAGAACAUACUGAUGAAUGGUCACGUAUAGCACGCGUACCUGGUAAAGUUCGCACCCAUCAUGUGACUGGACUUACAGCAGGUGGCGCUUUCCAUCUGCGUGUAUCUGCGGAAAAUCCUGCUGGAAUCAGUGAACCUACAGAGCUUCCAGUAGUAGUAGAACUCAAAGGCAGAAAAGAAAAACCAGGAGCACCUACAAGAGCCCCUGAAAUUUUGGAAGUAGGACCCAGAUUCUGUGAGUUGUCAUGGGAACCCCCAGCAACUGAUGGAGGUUCACCAAUCACUGGGUACCAGGUUGAACGUGCUGACCUUUCUGGCACACGCUGGAUGCCAGUAAACAAGACUCCAGUCAAGGACACAAAGCUGAAACUAAAUGACCUAAUGGAAGACAUACCGUAUACGUUCCGUAUUCGUGCCGAGAACCGAGAAGGUGCCGGAGAACCGUCGCCAGCUUCUGAACCAGUCUACUGCAGUGAUAGAAUAGCUACUGCCCCACCUAAAUUUGUCAAGGACAUUAAUGACCUCACUGUUUGUGAGGGCACUGACGCUGUGUUUACAUGCGAGAUCACUGGCAUGCCUCGUCCCGAGGUCACAUGGUACAAGAAUUACCGUGAGAUCUUCAGUGGCCAAAAGUAUCAAGUAAAAUCAGAAGGCACAACUUACACGCUCAUUGUUAAAAUGACCGAGGAGACAGAUAUUGGUGGUAUUGAAUGUUACGCCAAAAACAAGUUCGGUUCAGUGACAUCAAGAGCUACUUUAGAUGUUGAUGCUCCGCCAAAAUUCCAAGAUGUACCUUUACGAUACUCUGAGGGCCUUAAGUUUGGAUGUGGAGACACAAUCCAUGCCCGUCUUAUGUUUACUGGCAGACCCGCACCAAAAGCUUCUUGGACACGUGAGGAGAAGACAAUUAAAUCAACAAAGAGAACAGAAAUAAAGAGCACCAAUCGUCACAGUAUUAUAACAAUAAAUGAUGCUGAGAGAACUGAUAGUGGUCUUUACAGACUCACCAUCGAGAAUAAACUUGGCAAAGACUCCGUUGAAUUUUCUGUAGCUGUCAUAGAUCGUCCUAAACCACCUCAAGGACCAACCAAAAUUGAGAUGACAACUAAACAUUCGGUUGAUCUCACUUGGAGAGAACCAGCUGACAACGGUGGUUCCGAUAUUACCGGAUAUAUCAUUGAGAAAUGUGACAUGACAACAAACAUCUGGCGUCGUGCCACAACAUCAAACACAACGUCUACAACUGUCAGCUGUCUGGAAGAGCACAAGGAGUACAAGUUCCGCGUUAUUGCGGAAAAUCUGGUCGGCAUCAGUGACGCAGGACCGGAAUCAGAUAUCGCUGUGACCAGAGAGCAGACCCCUGACAUUGAUUAUGAUGAAUUAUAUGAUUCUACUUUCCGUGGCAGCAAAGUUGACAUUGGUAAGAUCCGUGGAGACGUUCUUGGCAAAUACAUUAUCUGUGAAGAACUUGGUCGUGGAGCAUUUGGUGUUGUGCACCGUGCUAUAGAGCGUGCCACAAACAAGAACUGGGCGGCAAAGUUUAUCCACUGUAAGCCACAGGAGAAGGAGAAUGUUAGACAUGAGAUAGACAUUAUGAACAGUCUACAUCAUUCUAAACUGAUGCAACUUCACGAGGCAUUUGAUCAAGCUGGAGAAAUGGUCAUGAUCCUAGAAUUGUUGAGUGGUGGAGAACUGUUUGACCGUCUGGUACAACAAGAAUAUGACUUCACAGAACAAGAUUGUAUCACAUACAUGAGACAAAUCUGCCAGGGUGUACGUCAUAUGCAUCAGCAAAAUAUUGUACAUCUUGACUUGAAGCCUGAGAAUGUAAUGUGUGUCACUAAAGACAGUACAGAUGUGAAGAUAAUUGACUUUGGUCUUGCUCAGAGUCUAGAAGAGGGAAAAUCGGUCAAAGUUCUGUUUGGAACAGCAGAGUUCUGUGCCCCUGAAAUCAUAAACUACGAGCCUGUAUCAUUCUCAGCCGACAUGUGGUCACUCGGUGUCGUCAGCUACGUGCUGUUGAGUGGUUAUUCUCCUUUUGCUGGAGACAAUGAUCAUGAGACAUUCUCCUUCAUCAACAACGUCGACUACGAUUUUGAUGACGAGGUUUGGGAGAAUGUGUCCGAGGACGCCAAAGAUUUCAUCAAGAAACUUCUCAGCAAGGAUAAAUAGUA
Ruditapes philippinarum (Manila clam) is the source of this 49652-nucleotide messenger RNA. RefSeq names its product titin-like. Gene Ontology annotation, molecular function: protein binding; ATP binding; protein kinase activity. The transcript is spliced from 206 exons. Bases 145 to 49650 code for a protein of 16501 amino acids. The record is from RefSeq and is a predicted model, not a curated record. Lineage: Eukaryota; Metazoa; Mollusca; Bivalvia; Venerida; Veneridae. Gene Ontology annotation, biological process: protein phosphorylation.